GUCGCUGCUGGUUUUGACAGCGGCGGGGGAGCUGGUGAGGAGGAGGAGGAGAGCGGAGGAUCCGUGUGGACCACAGCUUGCUGCUGCAGCGGCUGAGUGAGGGACGGACACACUGGCCGGGCACAGUCCCCCUCUCUCUCUCUCUUUCACACACACACACUCACACACACACCUCAUCCUUUUCUACAGCAUCAGCACAGACUGAGUGGCGGGGGAGGAAACGGCAGCCGGACGGUGAGUUUUCUCUAUUUUAUCAUGUUAGUGCUAAUAGUGAAUGUAUUUUCCCCUCGUCGUUGUCUUCUAUAUCACUUUGGGAAUAAUGGUGCAGUGGGUUUGCCAGGUCGGUCUAUUUCCAUCCGCAACAGCAUCCCGGUGAUGUUGCUUGACGAGGGGCGACCAGGUGCAAAUAAUCCAGCAAAUAUGGAGGCGCCUGACGCCGAUAGUCGUGUUUUUAUCCGGAUUCUGCAGAGCAUCACAGACAGACCAUUGCAGCUACUGCACUGCCUGCACACGCUGCAGCUAGAGCAACCAUGUAAGACAUCGUAUGGGGAGGGAAAGCAAUGUGUUGAUCGGCUGUUGUGUUGAAAGAGGCGUCGGUUCGUGCGUAUUGUUGCUGCUGCCGGCCGGUGCGGACAGGCCCCGCAGCACUGAGCGGAUUAUUUGAUGUCUGCAAGUGAUGCUGCCAGAUGUAAGUCAGCUCCUUCUGCUGUCAAGACAAGUCCUUUUACUCAGAGGUGGAAAGAAAGACUGCAGACCUAAGGCCUUGUUUUUAAUUGUAAUGAAUGGUUGGCAGGUGUGUAUUGGUCUGUAUAGGCUUUAACUGAUUCUUCUAUUCAACUAAUCAAUAGGUUUCAAGAAGGAUCUAGUUGUUUUUCUGUUAUAUAUGUUUUUUGUAGGGUGCUGGUGUUGUAUUUUAGGAUAACUGUAGGGAGUAGAUGAUCAUCCAAAAUUAAUGGGUUCUUGUUGUUGAUAGUGACCUGGUUGUAGUAAAAAAAUGAUUAGUGCUUAGUGAAAAUGAAAGAGUUUUUUUAAGGAUUAGGAGAUUUGUGGCUUCACCUCUAAAAAAAUACAUGGACUUAAAAUUCAAGAGUGGGACAAAAUAUCAAAACAACAAUAUUAUGUCAUCCAGACUGGUGCGAUGCAGUUAUUGAACCAUGGUUGCUGAAUCCUCAUAUUUUGAUUUAAAGCACAUUUGAAUAGAUUUUCCAUACUAGUUCCUUGCAUGGGGGAAAAUUACAUUAAUCCUGCAUUUAACCUUUAAGGAGCAUUUGUGUCCUUCAGAAAAUCCGAUACUUAGACGUGUUAUUGUAUGUUUGGCAGUGUAUCAGUUAUCACAAAUUCACUGUAUUUUUAAUUAACAUUUUCAACGGCAUAUCUUUCAUAUCUUAGUCUAACACAGUGGUUCUCAAGUCCAGUCCUCAAGCCCCCCCUGUCCUGCAUGUUUUGGAUGUUUCCCUCCUCCAACACACCUGAUUCAAAUGAUCAGCUCGUUAUCAAGUUCUGUAAUGGCUUAAUAACGAGCUGAUCAUUUGAAUCAGGUGUGUUGGAGCAGGGAAACAUCCAAAACAUGCAGGACAGUGGGCCUAGAGGACUGGAUUUGAGAACCACAGGUCUAAUGUUUUGAUCAUAUCAUGCCGUAAAGUAUUCACAUCAUACUUUAUCAAUUCAUGCUUCCCUGUAUCCUUCCGUAUCAAGUCUCAUCAUGUUGUAUUGUAUUGUACAUUGUAUCGUAUUGUGUGGUGUUUUAAUGGAUUGUUUCUCCUAGUAACAUGAGCCACUCUUUAGUCCUCAGCUCCACUGGAAGUCAACCCAUUCUUGAAAAAAAGUACCAAAAUCUGAUUAUUGUAGUCAAUGUUCAAGCAAAGUAUCAAACCCUCCAGUGUUAUCCUCUUUAUUGUUGAGUGUUUUUUGACAUUUAUGGAGCUUUUUACAUUUUUUUUGACACAUCAUUGAUUGAGUACCGUGCAUGAUGGCAUGGAUGUGAAGUAGAGGGUUAGGUUUAGGGGUCGGAGUAAGGUUAGGGUGGUGUCUGAAGGUGGUGAUGAUAGGAAUCCUUAUCUUUUUAAAACAGAAGACAAGUUGAAGAGUUAUCACUUUCUUCCUCAGCCAAACUUACGCAAGUACUUGAUUGCUCUUUUCUACACUAUGAAUUCCUUCCAAGCUCUUAUUUUCAAUCCUAAAUGCCGUGAAAUAAGCUAAGGCAAAAGAACUACCGUGUCUGCAGUACAAAAUUAUCAAUAUGGUGAUUAUUACUUUAAGGAAAUGUAAUGAUCAUAAAUGUUCUUCCUUGAGCUGCAUCACCCCGCUGCAGUCGGUGAUGGACUUGUCUGGGGUCUCUGUACAAACAAGUGGCUGCUGGAAGAGAGUGGGUGAGUUGUGUUUAGUCUCUUUGCUAAAGAAAUUAAGCAAAGCUAAAAAGAUGUUUGGUGGCUAGUGCUAUGGCUGGGGCCCUAUGUGUACUGUUGACAAAGUUAGGUGCUGCUCUGAGCAUUAUUUGUGGCUAUAGAGUGGCCUCAUGGUUAAGGUGUGUGUAUUGACUCCUUAGACCACUGUGUAUUGCUAUCGUGCGAUUGUUACAAAAGUUAUUGGUUGGUAUCUUCUGAGUAAUAUUUUGCCAAUCUGAAUCUGUGCCACAGUGCUAUUAUCAGACUGGUAACCUACAUUUGGAAAGUUCCAGUCAGCAUUUCAAAUUCAUGCGUGAGGGAGGAAAACACGAGCCAGAGAAGAUACAUGUCCCUGUUUGUUUUUCCCAACUUUACCUCUCUCAAGGAACGUGUGUGUGUUGCUUUAAUUGUCAGAGACAUUGACGUACUCCCCGAUGAAACAGGAGUUAUAUUAACCCAGUGUUCAUUCUUUAUUAGCCUCCGUAAUUUCCUAUUACUGUAAAACUCAUCCACUUAUUUUAAUGCAUCACAGCAGGAAAGGCACAGGUGUAAUCAAUCAAAGUAAAUGAUGGGGGAAUGCCAUUAAGACAUUUGGAUAGAGCUUAGCCAUCGUUAAUGAUAUUAGUAACACCUGUGCUUUUUGAAAAGGACAGCCUGCUGCGCUGACAUUCAAACACACAAUAUCAGAUCGUAAACUCACAUCAGGUUUCUAAAUCGGUGCCAUUUGGUGUAAGUUUCCCAUAAAGCAAAUACCUUUGUAUGUCAUCCUGUGCCAUUGCAUGUCAUGGCACUGCAGGUACUGUGUGUUGGCACCACCAUUUCUGCCAGCAAGCUUGUUCACCCCCAGAGAUAUCACAAGGUCUGACUUGUGACAGGUCUCCUGACUGUCAGAGCAGCAGCAACGGCAGGAGCACCGAAGCCAUUACUCACGCCAGAUGCAGUGUCAUCGUCACUCUCCCAGUCUCCCCGUUUCUCCACGGCCCAUUAGACACGAGUCAGGUGAUGGAGUUUAUACAUGGGGGGUUUAGGUGCAUUCUCAUUCUGCUCACUGCUGCCUUAAGUGAUGACACAAUUUACAGAGCAGGAAGAUGCAUAAUGUUGCUUUCAGGCAGUUCUGGGAUCAGGGGUCAAGUUGUCAUGCAAGUCAGGGGAGAUUGAAACUGUAGCCUGUGACGGUAUGAUAGUCCCCAACCUUUCUGGUUAUGGUUUUUUAUGGUGAACAGUUUUUGAAUCUUUUAUUUCAUAUCUUGAAUGAAUAGUCAGUAAGCUUCCCAUGAUAAGGAUGGAAAUAUCUUAAAAGGAUUUUUUUUUACUGUGAUUUCUUGCCAUAUUGUUGCAUCAGCCUUCAUCAGAUCUGUAUGUUAUUGCUAUUAGUUUAACAUCUUAAUCUUUUAGCUGAUAUUUGACAGCAGAACAGGCAAAUCCAGGUCAUAUUUUUAAAGAACUGUGUGAUAUUUGCUGCUUUUCUUGAACAAAAUGUGUAACCAUUUCAACUGAGAGCAUUUGCUUCAAUACCAGUUAUUGUCUCCAUGUUUGUAAAAUGGUAAAAACUAUAUCAAGAUCUCUUAAUGCUCAAGGAAGUAACUUUACUACAAAAAGUUGAGAUAAAAAAACUCACUUUACAGUCCUACAGAACAAAUAGGUUGCUGCCAUCAGAAUCUGCUGUAGUCUGUAUGACACGACCUUGGUUAACGUUUUUUUGUUUUCUCUGUGUUUGUUUCCGCGAAAAUCAAAUGAAACUGUUAUGAGAAGCACUGAAAAACCCCUUAUUUUAGAAGCUGAAAUUAGACUUAAUAUGCUGUUUUGCCAUUAAAAAAAUCACUAAUAUGAUCUUAUAUAUUUUCUAUUUCAUGUCAGGUACACUCAAGGGUGUAUCCUUGAAAUCUGAUCGGCCACCACCAACAACAAAAUCUUAAUUAUGGUGAAUUUUGGCUAUUUGCCUUUUUGGAGGUUACACUUUUGCUAAAUCAACUAUUUAAAUGUCGUUAAAAUCACAGACUGUAUAGUAUAUUUAAUUUUGUAAUUCCUUAAAGCUCCUAUAAGUAACUUUCAGUUUUCAUUGACUGUACCGCCCCCAUGGUGCCUCUUAACACUUUCCUGAAAGACAUGAAAAUAAAAAAAUCUCACCUGGUUUCUUCAAGAUUAAACCAGUCUUGUUGUUUAUGCUCCUCGAAAGAAAUAAUAUGAUACUUCAAUGUUGAUAGUCAAAGUAGAAAUGAGACAUUGAUUGGAAAAUUGAUAAUAAUUCUUAAUUCUUCUUUGUCCCAGUUGAAACAGUCUGGACUCACCCCUGACUUAGAUCCAUCUUUUAAUCCAAAAUACAUGAGACGUUUUAAAACCAAAACUCAUGAGGUGAUAUCUUUGAAUACUAAAUUUGGUCAUGACUUGAACUAAUUACUUCAGAACAGACAAAUAUUUAUGUAAUGAUGGUAUUGCAUUAUUAAAAACCUCUUGAAAACAUUAUUUGAUUUUUAAUAAACUGAGCCUUGAAGGAAUUUUAUUUAAUUCAAAAGUUUUGAUUAAUAACUUAUCUGAUGAUGCCAGUUUUGAAAAAUAUAAUCACUAAACUAUUAGCAUUAGCAUUUGAAUGUUUUUCUCAGAGUCCAUGAAAGGAUAUGAAAAGUUUCAUACUCAUAUUUGCAUUUUCUAGAUGGAUAGUUUUACUUGUAUAUUGUACACUAAUCUGUUGUUAUGUCUUUGACAGUUAGUCCCUGUGCUGCUCCAGGCAGGCUGUCACGACAUAGAAACAAUGCUUCUUUUUUAAUUCAUCCCCAGAGGUUAUUAAGCUCCCUGCCAACAUAAGCAACCAGCAACCAAGUAUGCAGGUGCUAAUGUUAAUGAAGUCAUAGUGGGUGCUCAUCUCCUUGGUUGUAUCUAUAGAAGCUGCGGCCAAAUAAAUACAAUUAACACAGUGGGUUCUUCUGUAGGCUUUGGGUUAAUAGCAUGAGCUCCCUGUGGGGAUGAUGUGGGGGGCAUGAGCUCACCCCAGAUGGACCUCCAGAUCCUCGGCACACAGCCGGACAUAUUAGGGUGGCUGUUUUCAUCCAGUGACGGGAACAUAUUAAAUAUUAAAUUAUAUUGACUGGCUGAACUUUGAUGAAAUGGUAAAUAAGUGAGUGAAAAGGCGCGUCUGGAGAGCCACACUCUGCUGGAUAAUUCUGAUGAGAGCAGAUGCUGUUGUUCUGUGCAGCCUCCAUGAAAGACAGAUGGUUUUUAGAGUUUUUUUCUCUUAUUUUGGAAGAUGAUGUAAUUGCUGGGAGAUUGGAGAGACCCACUUUUGAGUACAAUGAGAGACUGUGGGGAGUUGUGCACAUAUCUACUGUGUUGGACAAUUAAGCCUUUAAGUUUGAUGUGAAGGGUAGUCCUACUAUAUGGAUAAAUGCAUCCUAACUAAAACUUGGGGGAAUUUCAACAUUUUAGGACAACAGGGUUAAUAUAGAGAAUUACUCAUAUUAGUUAUAAAUAAAAGAUAGCAUCAGCACUAUGUUGAAAACCUACCUCAGAAAAUAACAGUAGAUACAGUUUGGAGCUAAGGUGAUUUAUUCAGAGAGACAAAGGAGGAAGGAAGGAAAGAAAAUGGAAAGAAGGGGGCAUAGUAGAGAAGGAAGAGAGCAGGGGAAGAAAGGAAAGAAAUAGCAGUGAAAUUUGGAAACUGUAGAGAGAAGGAGAGGGCAUGAAUGGAAAUGAAAAAAGAUGGAGGAAAGGGCAGUAGGAGUAAAGGGGAGAAGGUAAAGGGGAUACAAUAGAGAAAAGGGAAAAGACAAAAGAAAUGACAAAAAGAAGGAAAGAAACUGAGUGGGAAGAGAAGUUUUCAAGAGAAAGCAAGGAAAGCAAAAGGGAGAAAAGAAAAGGGAAGGAUUAAGGACAGAAAAUGCUGAGAUGUCAGAAAAGGAAAAUAAAGGGGAGAGAAACAAAAUUAUUGGUUGGAGAAAGACAGAGUCAUGAGGAAAGUGAAAAAGGGGUGAAAGACAGAAAAAGGAUAUAACAAAGAGGAAUAAAUGGGAAAGAAGAGGGGAGUGGAAAAAAAAUUAAAAUCAAAUGGCUGGGAAGAGGAGAGAGAUAUGCAAGGGGAAGAAAAUUUAGAGGAGAGGAACAAAGGAAAUGGGGGAGGUUUAAGAGGGGAGAGUAAACAGGAGGAGAGAGAAGAAAAGCCCAGACUUGGGGAGAACAAAGAGGAGAAGAAUAAAUAUACAGAAGGAAGAGCUGCAAUGAAGAGGUAGAGGAGAAGAAGAAAAGUAGAAACCUGCUGCUGAGAUCUCCAGCUGUGCCGGGCCACAUCUGAAAUACAGCAGUAAAGUGGAAAUUAAUGAUAUGAGAUGGAGCCCAGCAGGCUACUCCUCUUUGGCUUAGACAUAAAUGAGACAUACUGUGGAUGUAAGCACCGGCAUGAUAAGCUGACUCUAAAGGUCAGUAAUACUCAACUUCUCACCUUGACAUGUCCGACUGGGCACCUUCAAAUCACGUAUAAUGUCACCAGUGGGUUUGGGUCUGGUUGUGGGCUGCAGAUGAGUUGUUUCUGUGGAUCAGGUGGACGGCAGAUGGGUGAGUGGGUGAGUGCAGAGAAGAUGCCAGACUGGUAGUAGCUUUUACUUGCUGAGCUUAAAAAAACAUAUCAGCAGAUUUGCCUGAACGGCUGAUUUAAUUUUGUAUUCUGAGCCAUAUGCAGGCAAAAGAUUAUUUCUCUUCACUGCAGUUUUAUUUUAGCGCUCCUUGUUGUGAUUAUCGUUGCCGUGAGAUCUGUGAAAGCCAGAAAUUUGGUUGGAUUUCUGAGGUUAAGAUACUUUUCUUUGCAGAUGAUGCACUCGUUGUUAAUAUGCCGUAGAGGAAGGUAUCAACAUCAGGGCUGUUGUAAUCCAGAUUUGACAAGAUUUAAUUUUGAAUACUAAGCCAUAUGCUUUUAGAUUUAUUUUUGGCACUUAUGACUGUUAUUGUAAGUGGUGGGAAAUCCAUGAAUAGCCCAAAAUUUGGUUAGAUUUUGAAGAAGGCAUACUCCUUUGCAGAUUAUGUGCUAAUUUAGCCUUGCUAUGUCAGGAAGGAGAUACCAUGAGAGCUGAAUGUUGACCUGAAUUUAGAAGAAGCGAGAGGUUUAGGCUCUUUAGAGGGAAAUAACCCCGUAAUGAAAUAUAUCAAAGGCAUAUGGUUGUUUACAGGGCUGUAUUAAGGCAAACAAAGAGGGAAUUUCCAGAUCCCACUGGUGGUGGGCUUAAUUCAUUGUACAGUAAAGGCUUAAAAAUAAUAUUUCCCCCAUCCGCCUCAAUCUUUGUCACAGCUCUAAAAUGAUUAGUGGGGAUUUGGGUCAAAGAAGCCAUUAACACGCUGCUCUUAUCAUACCAUGCACCCAGUUAGUUCAAGCAAGCAGUAUCACAUGGCCAGAUUGAGCCAACCAGCCGUUACAGUCGUCUUUCAAGACGUCUGCUCAGUGAAUAAUUGAAUCCAUCAGCUCAGGCUUCUUCUCUCAUAGGUAAAUAUCUUCAGACCCCAAGCAGUGAGAUAGAUUUGAUGGGGGAUUUAUCUCAGAACCUUCACACAUGGUUUGUAGAGUGUGUAAUUAUGCAUUGCUUUAAUUCAUUUGCCUGAAGCAGAACACCUACACAGGACCCUAAUGCUUCCUGUGGCCAGACUGGUGUCACUGCUGUGCAAUUGCCUGUACCUUCAAUCCGCAGAAUAGAGUAAAGUAAUGGUGUUUUAUGACUGUAUCUGAGUUAUCCAUGACCUCCGUUAUAUCAGUGUGUAAAAGGUUACACUCCAAAACAUUGGUGGAUUGAUGCUCCGAGGCCUCGUACCAUCAUUCAGGGGAACUUGUGUAGAAGAAAAUACCCAGUGACUCUGAUUGUAAUUGUUCGGUUGACUCUUUUCAUUGAGCAUCUGCUAAAUUUCAGUGUGUCUAAGGUGUGGCUCCAGUUCAAUGAAGCUUGCAUGUGCCCCUAUCCUACUUGUCUGACCAGAGAUGAAAAGGCCUUUCUGAGGCCAGCACGCCCUCAGAAAGUGCCCUCUUGCUGCACUAAAAGACCGCCUUUGUCGGAAAAGGCGAACUGUCCAGUGAGCAGAUGAGGAGGAUGGAAAACAGAAGCAGUUCUGAGUGUGGAAAAGUCAUUCAUCAAUUUAGGAUGUGUCUGUUAACCUAUAAACCAAUUAAACCCAGACAGAUGCCCCCGUUUAUGGGCUUAGAAGAGAGCUCUUCAGUAUCUGUCCCGCUAACAUAAUUCACUUAUUCCAACUUUUAUCUCUACUUCAACUCAACUAUCUACAUGUCCAAACUGGAAACCACAAAUAAUAGAGACUUACAGCCUGACUUUUACAGUUUUUGUCAAAGCGAAACUGAUCUGAAUUUAAAAAGGAAGAACACAAAACCAAAUGCUGAUACGGUAACUGUUUACAAUAACAUUUAGGUCAUUAAACAUGUGGAAAAUGUUUCAAGGCAUAGCUUUCUUAUCAGGGUGUAUUUUAUGUGCAUUACCAGUACAAGUCAGAAUAUUUACAUCUGUUUUCAUUGUAGUAAGAGAAGCUGAAUGGGAUGAAGAUGCUCCUAUCAGUAGUGUCAGAUCUAGCAGGUCAUGACAACGUUACAUUUGUAUGUGUGUGCAUAAAGUGAAUGCAAUACAUUAAAAAACACCUAACAAAAAGGCAGAAAAACUACACCCAGAACAAAAUACAUAAAAGAAGCAGAUAAAAUAUACAUUAGAUAUAUAGAAUGAUCAGUCACAUAUGCUGAGGCAGUACAGUAAAGUCUGAACUACCUGAUAAAAGAAACAGUAAAGGCUACAUGAAGAAUGGGCUAGGAUGCAAAGAUACUUUACCUUCAGUGUGUAACUACAAAGAAGUAGUGAUGGCAGGACUUUGUUACAGAGUUGUUGCAGAGUUGGCGUGUGUGAGCAGACAGAAACAAGCUCAUACUGAUGUAUCUGUGAUUGGUCGAUGUUGGCAGGAUUAUAUCAGCCCACAAUUAUCGUUCAGUCCCAAAUCAGACUCCUCACUCUUGUAGACAUUGACAUUGCACAAACAAGACUGCUAUGGUAGAGCGAAAUUUUUAACCUUUUAAACUUUUUUAAGUAAGAAAUGACCAGCUUUUGAAAAAGCUCAACUCUCAGUACAUGUGUUGUUAAAGGGAUAUUCCGUCGUAAAAUUAAUUUAGGGUCAAACACACCAUAACACCAAGUUAGAUUCCUCUUUAGAGAUCAAAGUUGCCAACCGCUUGCUUCUCUAAUUUUUUGGUUGGGGUUUGUUUAUGGCUCCUCAGACUGCUGUGUAUUGCUAUCCUGCGGUCGUUACUAAAGUUGGUAUAACUAGAGACACCCCUCAUCUCUCGAGGGGUGUCUAACUCAGUGUUACGGUGUGUUUGACCCUAUAUUAAUUUUACGCUGGAAUAUCCCUUUAAUUUAAAGUUUAUAUGCUUUGUCUUUCAGGCACUGAGACAGACAAUAAUGAAAAAUUAUAAAAUAAGUACUGACUCAUUUAACCAAAUGGAUGGGUUUGGAUUAUUGAUUCAGCAGUCACUCUUUGGUCAUUUACUCUUUAGCUUUAGACGGCUCAUUAACUCAUUUUAAUCAGAUCACAGCAUGUGUCUCAUAUUAGCUGGCCCUCUCUGGUCCAGGCUAUGAGUACUACAACUCACCGUAAGAAUAAGUCAUAUCAUGUUUGUUCUUGCUCAGCAUCAUUUGAUGCUUUUGGAUGUUGGCCCACAAACGUCAAUGGGGUUUCACAUCAGUAAUAAUUGCCCCACCCUGCCACUCUGUCCUCUCUGUCUCUUUCACCCCUAAAGCUGCUGAGCUGGCUGGUUUUUGGGGCAGCUGGAUAUUCGGCUUUGUCCUAUCAGAGCCGGGCUGCUUUAGUCACCUUGCCUUUUUGUACCCUGAUGUAAUGUAUUAAUAGCUGCUGGCUUAGCACUCUCACUUAUUACAGUUAACAUGCAGCAUGACCCACAUUUACUCCAGCCGGAGAUCUAUAUAUCUUGAGCCCAGUUUUUUAAGCUUACUCUUAAGAAGUAUGAAAGUUUUCAUCAGAUAUUUUUCUUAAUUCUUGCCGGUUUCAUCAGAGUUAUAAUUAUUCAUAUCAGCUUAACAUAAACCUAUGUUCCUGUGAUUCUGUCUCUGACAGUCACCGGCAUGCAGUGAUCAAAAAGAGGCGCAGAUUGUGAUCAGGACACUCGGCCAAAUUAGCUUUUACCGCCGCUCUCCUGAUGUGUGUUCUGCAGGGAAGCGAUAACCCUGAUGUCCCAGUUCAGAUUACAGACUUACAUGUGUGCGGAGAACCUCGAACAGCAAGAUUGAUAUCAAACUCACUGCCUGCACAGGAAUACAGAGAGGAAGGUCUGCGAGUUCAUAGGGAAUUAUUUCUUUUGGGUCAAAGGUAAGUCAUUCGUCCCGUAGAAGCAGGAAUUUAACAUCUGGUCCAAAUCGCAACCAAUUUAGCAAUGUGUAAAGCACAGUUAACUGUUUUAUUUUGAAAGAUGUGCUGCUAAUCCUUUUUGUGUAACGUUUAACAGUAUAAGGUUUCUUGCUUACAUUAUGAAAGUGUUUUCACGAUGUGAAGCAGGUACGCUUUGUUUGAGAAGUGUGGGUGGCUUCCCACUCAGUAAUAGACGGCUAUUAGACGUCUAGUUUUUUUUAGACCUAAUUCAACCGUCUAGAUUCUGUAUAUUUUUUAAUGGAAUUUAGACGUCACACUUUAACACAUUAUUUGAUAACUAUUAAUUUCAAACAGCAGCUGUAAGUUGCAUUACUGAUCUCCAAGUACUUAACCAAAAUAAUUAUGAUAGCCGUUGAGCAAUAUACAAUGUAGUAUAGAUAGCCCAGGUUUUUGACUUGGUCUAAACUUGGUCUAAAUCUAGAUGUCUAAAAAAACUUUGAUUUUUAGACCUGUGGUAGCCUGAUUUUAGACCAGUUGUCUAGGCUACAUUUAGACGUCUACUAGACCUCUUUUAGGCCAAAAAAUGCUCAGUAGGUUGGUAUGUCUUAACCCUGGCUCUACAGUUUGAGUCAUUUCAGGGAAACAGGGAUAUUCAAUCAUUACUUAUUUAGCACUAAUUCAUAACAAAUGUUACCUCAAGACACUUGACAGAAAGAGCUGGUCCAGAACAGACUCUAUCGUGAUAUUUACAAAGACCCAACAUCACGAUGGAGUAAGACUGAGUCCCAUCUUGUAAAAAUCAGACCCAAACUUAUCCCAUCUUAAUCCACAGUAUGAGGCAUUUAGCAGUUAGCUUUAUAAUAGUGUUACAAUUGGUUGGCUGAUGCUCAUAGUUGAAUCAGCUGGAAAGCAGGCAGGUCCUCCAGAUGAACCUACAGGAUGAGGGAGUUCAGGUACUGUGGCUGGUGACUUUGACAUGAUGAUUCAGAGUUAAUGGCACACAGAGAGAUAGAGGCUUGAGAAGGAAAGACAAUAUCAUCCAUGGAUGAUGAGAGAGCUUUGGCCUGCAGUGAGUCUGAGUGAAAAUGUUGACGCUGGAGACUUUUUAUGUGCCCUGCUGUUGCUGUGGAAACACAGCUGGAAGCUUGGUGUUUGAUGCUAAUAUGCAUCCUUGAUAGGUGAGUGGAAAGAUUGAUCAUGUUGCCCAGUUUAUUUAAUUUCACCACGGCCUACUCUGCAAACAGCCUCUUGUUUAUCCUGGUGCACAAAAACAAAAUGUGCCCACACCGAUGACAGACAGCUUGGUGUUUUAUGGAAAAAAAACAUUUUUGAAUAUAACUGCAGAUGUUUGCAUGUUCUUUGAGUUGUCGCCUUCAAUCAGAGGUAGAAAGGUUGCUCAUUGUUGUGCACUCGGUUUGUUUGUCCCAGCAUUUUCCCACCACAUGCUCAUUGCUGGUAUUGACCCUCAACCCACUCUGUCUGUCCUCCUCUCUCUGCUCCGAUCCAUGACUCACAAAGUCCAUUUAACCAUUAUACCCCCGAACAAUAUUGAGUGGUAAAAAUGUUCCCACAAAUAAAGAUGAAGUGAUGAAACUUAGAGAAGAAAGCAAAACUUCAGUAUUUAUUUGGUCUGUUUUUUACUAGAGCAAAGGAAAGCCCUCCAUUUCUUUAAAGCCAUUUAUCCAUUACAGCUAUGUGAAAUAUUACCUGCAAGUUAUUUAAGCCACAAAAAGCCCAUUACUAACUAGAAGAGCAGCUACUUCUCUAAAAUAGGUUUCACAUACUCUUCCCACGGUGGUUUCCUCCAUGUGCGCUCACAGAAGCAGGUAACACAAGCUAUCAGGUGUCCGGACAGGGAGUGUCCUUUAACUGCUGGAUCACAUGACUGUCACUUAUUUGGUCAGUGAAGACACAGUUUACCAUUUCUCAGUCUGGAAACACACAUCAGUAUUUGACUUAAAGGCCCAGUUUGUGGUUCCCUUUUUUAUGAUAUGUUAAUACUGAUAUGAAUAGCGGGCCUUUGAUGCUAGUCUAAUGCUUUUAAUGGCUCCGCUUUUCUUAGUGUGUAACCAUACAUAAAUCCUUUUCCUCGUUUCCUCAGAGACUGAUGGUUUCAGGGAAGACCUGUCUCACAUUGGGCUGAACAUCAAUGGGUAUAUAAUUUAAACUGCAUUGAAGACCAUCCUGAACCCAACAGGAGGAAAAGAUGUGUCAAGGACAUUAAUGGUGGUUUUUAAUAUCUUUGGCCAGACCACGACCUAACAUUAAAGGGAUAUUCUGGCGUAAAAUUAACUUAGGGUCAAACACACUGUGACACCGAGUUAGACACCCCCUCCAGAGAUGAAUGUUGCGAACCGCUUGCUUCUCUAGUUAUACCAACUUUAGUAACGACCGCAGGAUAGCAAUACACAGCGGUCUGAGGAGCCAUAAACAAACCUCAACCAAAACACCACUCUAUAGCCACAAAUAAUGCUCAGAACAGCACCUAAAUUGUAAAUGUUCUUCCUUGAGCUGCGCCCCCCCACUGUAGUCCAUAAUGGAUUUGCCUGAGGUCUCGCUACAAACAAGUGGCUGCUGGAAGAGAGUAGGUGAGUUGUGUUUAGUCUCUUUGCUAAAGAAAUUAGUCAAAGUUAAAAGGAUGUUUGGUGGCUAGUGCUAUGGAUGGGACCCUUUAUGUACUGUUGAUGAAGUUAGGAUUACAGAACAUAUUUGGGGUUUUGGUGCUGUUGAUCAGAUUAGUGGGGACAAUAAAAAAGCUACAUGUGGCUUUAAUACGGGAUUAUAAUAACGGGUAUAUUAUUAAGUCAAAAAUAAUCAUUUUCAUUGCAGUCUUGUUCUCUCGACCCUCAUUCUUCCUACAAUAACAGUUUACUUGCUUGGUGCAUUCUGCAAAAUAUUUUGACAUUCCCAUCUUGCCUCCUGAUGUUAUUUAGCAAUACUAAGAAAUGGAUUAAUGGAUUUAACUAAGGCAGAAAUUUACUACGAAGCCAACUACUUUACAUAAUACCAAUUUCAUAACAACACAUUGGCCUCUGAGCUUGAAUUAGCACCUUCAAACAUCUGAAAACGCCCCGAAAAAUACACCAACUUUGGGCUGAGUGAGUGUUUGGGCUGGCUCCCUCUGGCUAUGAGAGCGUCUUCCUCUUUGAAUAAUUGAUAUCUUCUCAAAUAUAUAUGCAAAAACAUGUCUCUUAUCUCCUUGCUUAGAAGCACUGCCACUGCUGUAGUGUAUCAAAGCCAGGCCAAAAAAUACUGUACCACAAGAUGAAUUAUUGAGAGCUCUAUCCCGUCCUGUCACUUGCACUCAGGAUCCUCGACGUAGCAGGGUCAAAGUGGAGAUGAUUGGGGAUGUGCUGUGCUUGUUUUGUCAGAGAAAUUGGGUUGGCGUACGUACGUUUUUCAAAAUCAGAGUGAUGGUUGGUUUGUGGCUCUGGUUCUCUGAAGUUUAAUUCUUCUUUCUUUCACCCUCCCCUACGAUGGAAAGCUGCACAAACAUUGGCUUUUCUCACCCUAAACAAAUGCCCCGGUAUUCACAUUAACACACUGAUUGAUGCUGUGUGUCAGGUAUCACCAAUCCAUAAAGGCCAGCACAUGAGCUUGUAUUGACACCCGCUUUAUUGAUCCGAGGAUCAAGCGAGGGGACCCCGAGGGCAUCAGAAGGAAGACCCCUGUAUUAAGCUGGCCGUGUGAUCCUCCACAAGCUCAUUAACUCAGGCUGGACGGAGUGGAGGGGGUUAACUCGGUUUAUCUUGCGCAGCCAAAAUCCCAGCAGUCAGACGAGCGUUUUGUCCGACUGAAGCUCCUCAAAGAAAAGGAGGAUUCAGUUCCAAUUAUAGCCUAAUAUUUCCAAGAGACACAGAGCUACUAUCAAACUCAAUACCUCCUUUCUUUUGGCUCAAUCCGACUCCUCCUCGAGUUCAGUUUUUGGCAAAGCCUAAGGAGAGAAAAGUGUGAGCUGUAAACAACUUUGAGGCAGUCAAGAUUCUGCUUUUCUUCUUAAAACAAUGAUGUAAUAGUUCGAUGGAGUAACGCGGUAAAUAUUCCUCAAACAAGCUCAACCUGAAGUAGACUACUUGAUAUAAGAGAUGGCACAUUAGUACAGAUGGAGCUCAGGACUGUCCCAAUGUAAACCCUGUGCUGCUUUGCUGCGGGGUACACUCAUUAGCUCAGACAGCAUCUGUUUUUAGAGUACCAAAGUGCUGAGUGGAGCCUUUGUAUAGAGAGAGCUGCAGCCUCUGUUAUACAGCUGGGUUCGCUGCUGCCUAUCUGGCCUGCGACGAGCUCAGCGCCAUCGGCCAACACGGCUGCAAGGCCCUGUGGGCGGGAGUGAAUAGCAUGUGAAAAGCCUAUGUGUGUGUGUGUGUGUGUGUGUGUGUGUUUGCAUGCAACAGGAUGAGUGAUAGCAAACUGCAAGGGUCGGCUGUUUUGGUAGGGCUGUUGCAGGGGUCCAUGUAUGGUUUUCCUCAUAGCGUUAUUGAUCUUGGAUCAGACUUUUGUAUCUGCUUUAAAGAAGAGACCUGCAGUCAUUCAUUUAUGACCUAUACUGCAGCCUGUCAACAGAGGGUGCUGUUCUUGGAGUGGUUUCAAGUUACUUGUUUCUUUUAGGGUAACUUGUUACGAGGGAAAGUAACUUUAUCAUUGUUUUUUUUUACUCAAAAUUUUCUUAUUAAUGUGUUGCCUACCUUACUGGAGAGCCAGGGACACUGCCAGUCCUCUGGCUUGCUCGAUCAAGCUUUUGUUGUUCGGCUGGAGUGGCUCCUCCUUUGGCGUCAGCAAAGAUAACGUUAGCAGCAUCACCUGUGUUACCUUCAGGGUCUUUUUCAACUAGCUUGGUAGAUACGUGUUGUUUCUGAAGAUGUUUCUGAAGAUGUUUCUUUAGAUUAGAAUUGCUCAUCUUUGAUGUGGAUAGAGUUUUCAAACCUCCACAUAGAUUACAGGUCACCACAAUAUUCCUCCUCUUAUCUUUUACUGUGAGAAAGGAAAAAUAAUGUGCAUAUUUCCAUGAGAGAAAUCCCACGUCUGGACCGUUGUCAACUGCAGCCAUUGUUGUUUUCAUUCAUCCACUUGCACUUCCCUGAGUCACAUGUGCAUCAGGUUCACCAAGGAAAUUAUAGUCCUGAGUCAUGCACGUGAAGUAACAAGCCUGUUUAAAUCGCAGUAAUGAUAAAUGAAAGUACAAAAGUACUGUAGUUACUGUAAUGCAUUUCUUAUUAACGUGUUUGCCCCAAAACUAAUGGUAACAAAACAGUAUGCUUAAACUGAAGUAAGUUGAAAAUGGCCAUCCUCUAUCACUACAUACUCUCAGAUUUCUGCAUGUAUUUGAGCCAGUCAUGUUGAUACCAAGUACUGUUAAAAGCAGCCAUGCUCGAGACUCUUAGAGUUUGUAUUUCUAUAGAAAUUCUCACAAACAUGUUGUGCAUGCUUGAAUUCAGAGAAAUUGCAACUUAAACCAUUGCAAUUGAAAUUAUUUGAGAGAGCUUAAAAAGAUCCUAAAGAAAUCGGCUGAAGUAUGUAAAGAUAAUGCUCUGGAGUCCACUCUUGGGAGGGGAAGAAAGGAAGAGGUGUUGAUUACAGUCUUUGGAGGACUGGUCAGAGAUUGGCAGGUGUGAAAGAAGCAGCACUCGAAAUAUUGACUUUUUUCCGCUUCAAAAGCCUCACAGGGGUGUCAGGAGAUUGGAUAGUUCUAGUCAGUUCUGUGCUGUGCAAAGAUUGGUGUCAAAUAAUGAGGUUAUUGGGACACACAGACACCGUCUUUGUUAUCUGUGGUGUCUCAGACCUAUCCAAUUUGCAUAUUAAAAGACAUUUACCCAAAAGGUUUUAAAUAGCAAGGCUUUUGCAUUUGCUUUUGGACUCUCAGAGCCUCUCAGACGAGCUCAGGCUUUCCGGUGAAUUGUUUUGUCUCCCGAAUUUGACUGCAGGUUGAUGUUGUGCCCUUUCAAAUUUGUUUAAUGAAAAUCAGGGUAAAAGUGGGGAGGCAAAUAAAGCAGGCCUGUGUCUCUGUGGGAGAAUGCAUAGGAGCUGCAAAACACGAAAGCAUGUGCUUAAUCUGUGCUACAGUGAUUCUUCACACAACAUCCCUGCAGAACUGAACCAUGACGGCAUCCAAAUAAGUUCAACCACGCUGCUUUAUAUCGUUUUGUGCACAGGAAGGUGUGGUCAUGAAUCACGGCUGAGACAUAAAUCAGCAGCAUUCGGUACAUCUGCACGUAUCCUUUUUUUAGCCACAUUAGUGAAGUUGAAAGCUACUGAGGCGAAAGCCAUGCGGUGGGGCUGUUGAGUGUUUAUUUGACCUGGAGUGCCGUAUACAAAUAAAGCAAAGCAGCGAACAUGAGAGCUCGUGCUCACUGUUGCUGUUUUGUCUACUACUAGCCCCUAGUCUUCUUUUUUAGAAGUGCACUGCUAAUGUCAAGUCCACCCAGAGUAGUCAAGUGUGUAUUUCUAGAGCUUUCACAUUCAAUCCAGUGAACCUGCUGAGUGCAGCGCAAUUAGUCACUCUGAAUUAGCCGAGUACAAGCACACCCCACUCCAAUCAGGCUACUUGUUAUUAUUUCUCUGUCUGCUGCACUGUAGCUGUGUAAUGCCAAAACUGUUGACUCUGGUGACACCUCCAUUGCCUUCCACAGAUUCUUAUCGUCCUAGUCCAGUAAACAUGAGCUUGUUUUCUCACAUUGAACUGGACAUAAAUCUGAAUUUUAAUAUCUGGGGGGCACCAAUGGUCUAGAGGUCUCAGUGCUCAGCGUACAGAGGCUGUGGUCGUCAUCGCAGUGGUUGAAAAACUUAGAGAUGCACCAUUACUGUAUAUAAGAAGGAAGGCAUGCCCUUGUUUCCUUACACUGUGAAGGCCAAAGCAUCCAGGAUCCGUAUUGAGCACGUAACGUAAGCGUCGUGUAUCACGCAGCAAAUAGGUUGCCGUUCUGACCAAUGAAGUAUCGCAUACAGGAAAUGGAUCAGAUCCGUCGCAGCUCCGUAUCAGAAACGUAUCGAGCGUGGCACUGCUAAAGAUACGCAUCAAGUCUAUUUUUGCUACUCUACGCUUCCAAUCCGCAUCAAUCCACACAGAAAAGAUUGUUCUAGACAGGAUGUUAAGCACAAAAACCUUGCGUACCAUCCGGUAAAUUUCAAAAUAAAACACUGUAUGCAAACUCUCAACUGUGUAUCAGUUUGUGUAGAUGAGAAAUACUUCCUUGUUAUGGAUUUAUCAGUAACACAGAACAAUCUGAUGGUAAAUCCCUGAUCCAUGUGGACCCCAACAGGACUUUUAACUGCUAACUCUGUCUGAAGGUAAUAGCACAGCAUAAAGGAACAUAGUUUACUUUAUUAAACACGAGUAAACCUGCAAAAACCGAAACUGUAAAAUCAUGUUGCUUUUUCACAUAUAGUAGAGGCUCAACGAUCACUGAAUUAUAUCCAAAUAAGCAGGUAAUCGACCACAAAAAGGCAAAACAACCUGUUGGGAGGAUGUUGUUUCCAGGAUACUGAGCCAAGCUGACCGGGGCUACACUAUGCUUCUGCCACGCUCCAAAUACGCAUCCUGUAUACCAUACCCAGGGCUGCUCUACUGAGCAAAUAUGGAACACGCUCAAUACGGAUCCUGUAUGUUUAUGGCUUGAGGCCAAAAGGCUGCCUUGACAAGCACUGGUAUUGUGCUGGUGCAGUCAAGCCAUGGACAGAGGCGAUGCAAUCUCUACCUGUCCACAAACAAGAAUAAACAUUUAACUUUUCAAUAAAAUGAUGAACAUCCCAGAUAAAGGUCGGCGAACAACACAAGAUUUUUGCCCUGAUUUGAAUCAGACACUCCUGCAUUUGUAUUUAUUACAUUCUCCCCUCACAAUUCCCCGGUUUAGUUUCAGCCCACAUAUUUCAACACUGCCCAUCACUCAUCUUUUAAAAUCAACUCUAUUAAGGCUGACAUCAGCACACUAACAUGCUUGUUAAACUGAAGAAACGGCAGUGUUCAGGAAAGCUUGUAUUUUCGUUAGCCUCUGAGCAUCCUUGAACUUGUGAGUCAGCAAAAAAAGCACAGCUGAUGGGAAUGUCUUGAAGCAGAAAGUUGAACACUUCUUUAGAGGACACCAUGACAGGAAUCCCCUGUCUGGAUACAAGUGGAGUAAUAUAUCAUGAUUUUCUCGACAGAGCUCUGACUUCUCAAUAAAUCAAAGGCGGUAUUUCUGAGGCCCCGUUUACAAUGAACCCCCUAACCCUAACCUGAGUGUAGUAGUAGUUAGGUAAUCCAUUCACGCACAGAGGUCAUGAGAGAAAGAAUCCUGCUGAUAGUCAAAAACAGCAGGUUUCACCUCGAGGUGAGCAGCUUGAAGGUGUCCGCGGCUCAAUCUUGAGCUUGGUUCAACAUGCAGACCCAUGAAUAAUAAUCUAACACCAGGACACCGUCUGAUCCCUGAUCCAGAUCCACCUUUACAAACACAUAAAAAAACCAGAGGGGUACUCAAGUAAGAUGAAAAACUAAGAAUGAUUCUCAAACUGUAGUUUGGUGAUGUUUUCUAAAAAUAGCAGCCCCGUCAUCUGCUGCCAUUGCAUGUCUCUAGUUUUGAUCUACCUUCAAAGUGCCUCUAAUCUCAUGAUUGCUGCAGGAUAUACCAACUACACAGCUGCAGCGGGCUUUGUUCAUGUUGUAUGAGUCGAGCAAAGCAGUGAGGUGCAUACUAGUUAGACAGAGCAGCAUUUUGACACUACUCCUCAUUCAAUUUCUUGUUAAAUCAUUAAAAAAGCCACCUCAUUUACAGUAGACUCACUUGGUAACAGCUGCACUGUCAAACAGAAUGAAACUCAGACGUGUUUCAGCAGCUUCUGCGUGAGCUUGUCACUUCUCCAUCACAAUGUGAAGAUUUUUUUUCUCCUGAGAUCAGAGAGAGAAAUCCCUCUUCACUGUUGUUACUGAUACUAGCAGGCCUCAGUCUCUCCAUUCUUCAUCUUCUACUUUCCUCUGUUUGAUGAAAGAUGGGUGGUCAAUAUUAGGCGUCUCCUAGGCAUCCUAUAGGUCUAUACCCUCCACUGUUUGCCCUCCCUUGUCAACAGCCCCCCUUUGUUCCUCACACUCUCAUUUCCACGUUUCCAUUUCUCAUUUCCACACUGCAUCUGUCUCCGUCUUUGUCUUUCCCUCGCUGCUCCUUUUGUGUAGUUCCUCGAGGUGUUGGCUGCAGGGGCAUUUUUUCUCAAACGUGUUUCUGACACAUCACGUCAACGAUGGCCGAGCUCUGAGAGGCUAAGCACUUAAGGCAUUAUUCUGCUUGACUCUCACAGUAGCAACAGGGCUUAAACGCAAUAUAUGUAUUUUUUUUUUGUGCCUUCUUGUGCUGAAGUUUUACUGCAUGAAAUAGAUUAGACAAUGCAAGGUUAUUUGUAUAGCACCAUUCAUACACAAGGCAAUUCAAAGUGCUUUACAGAUGCAAGGAAAUAUAUUUAAAAAAAUUAAAAAAAAAGGAGAGCUUGAAAAAAGACAAAAUAAUUUAAAAUCAUAAAACAAACAGAUUAGUAAUGCUAAUUGGACCCAACAAACGUCUUGAAAUUAAGUUCAUAUGUUUCGUAGUAAUUACCUCGGUCACUCUCCCUCUUUUUUCGGGGUAUGCAGAGAUACCUUCCUAAUGUGGCACAUGAAUUAUAAUCAAAAAUGCAGUUAAUUAGUCUUGGACAGACAUAUUCAACUGUUUCUGGUAUCAUUGUAUACAUUGUUGUAAUCUUGCUAAUGUUUUAGAGAGUUCUUGUGGUGAAUCUAGCUGCUCCCAGAGUAAACUGUUGGUUUGUGUCCAUUUUGGCGUCCCCCUGUAGACAAAGUAGAAUCUCUGAUAUCUCUGCUGGUCUUGUCCUGUAACUGUGAGGACUGUCUUCUUUCUCUCAAUAGUCACGUACCUCUCAGAAAAUCUUUACGGUGGAGGGAAAAAAAAGGUUGUUUCUGCAGUAAAUCACUUUACCUGACACCUUCCCUGAAGCAGUGUUUGCAGGCAUCAAAAUAAAAGCAUAGAAAGUCAGUUUGCAUGUCGAUGGUCCUGUUUGCUUUUGUAUUCAUUUGCAUCUCUUUCAAAAUCCCUCCACACAGGCAGUGUUGUGUCCUUUUUGUUGCUGAGUGGCCUGAUUGUGGCACUCAAUCAUGUAAGGGUUCAUCAAAUCUGCACACACAUAGAUAUAAAUGGUAUUUAUUGACCCUGCCUGUCUACAAUAUAUUCUUUUAAAAAUCUAAGAAUUUUCAUAUGCGGGACUUUCUUGUGUUGUUCUUGCUGCUUUAGCCACAGAUGCCAAAAUAUAGGCUAAGUUUUGCUACUGUAUUUUACUAUUAAAGGGAUAUUCCGUUGUAAAAUUAAUUUAGGGUCAAACACACCGUAACACCCAGUUAAACAUACCCUCGAAAGAUGAAUGUUGCCGACCGCUUGCUUCUCUAGUAACACCAACUUUAGUAAUGACUGCAGGAUAGCUACAAAAUGGCUGCUGGAAGAGAGUAGGUGAGUUAUGUUUAGUUUCUUUGCUAAAGAAAUCAGGCAAAGCUAAAAAGAUGUUUGGUGUCUAGUGCUGUGUCUAGGACCCUAUAUGUACUGUUGAUGAGGUUAGGUGCUGUUCUGAGCAUUAUUUGUGGCUAUAGAGUGGCGUUUUGGUUGAGGUUUGUUUAUGGCUCCUCAGACCGCUGUGUAUUGCUAUUGUGCGGUCGUUACUUAAGUUGGUAUAACUAGAGAAGCAAGUGGUCGGCAACAUUCAUCUCUGGAGGGGGUGUCUAACUCUGUGUUACGGUGUGUUUGACCCUUAAUUAAUUUUACGCUGGAAUAUCACUUUUAGGAAUCUAAUCAAAUGACAGCCAACAGUGAUUGCCCUUCAAAUCAACUAUCAAGAAACCGCCAAACUUCUAGCUGCUCUGGAUUGCUUUUUUAUUCGUGCAGAAGCAUCAGUUUUAAAUCUAUCUAAGCAGGCAAGUAUGCAACUAAGAGUGUAAGCUCGACAUGUUGGAUUUAUCUUUUGUGGGGAGCUGUGGUAAACCCACAUGGCGUCUUUAUUAAGAGGGACUUAAACUCAGACAGGUCUUUCUUGUAUCCAUGUGUAGGAAUGCAUCUUUGUGUUAAAUGAGGUGUUAGAUCCCCCAGCAUCACCUCCAGAAGCCCUGCAUUAACAUAGAAAUCAAACCUUCUGGCUGGUUUCUCUCUCACUGACUGAUUUAAUCCAUCAGGGCGUCAUAUGGCGAGAUAUUUCAUCUGCAUUGAUGUUGGCCGACCUGCCUGUCAAAUCACCUUUUUUUCCCUCUCCAGUCUGUUUAUCCAGACCUCACACUCUUCUGUUCAUCCCCGUCGCUCUCAUGUUCCCUGCUCCCUCUCUCUUUAUGCCUCACUCUCGCUCAUAUACACUCCCUCCUCUGCCGGCGCUGUAAAAUGAGUCUGAUGAUUGGAUCCAAUCCCCUGAGAGAUCUCAUACCUGGACACUUUUAUAACACACAUGUCUCCUUUCAGCUGCAGGAAGCUUAGCAGAGGAUCAGCAGCAGAGGAAUGCUGCUUCCUACUGUUCUUUAAUCAUGAUUUAUCUCCCCGGUUUGGGUCGUCUCUUUACUGUUGAGGCAUUCUGGAGGACUUCAUUGUGUGCACCGUGUGGACUCUAGUGGGAACUGUUGCAAUGGGGGAAUUGUCCCUUUAACCUCUGGGAGGGAGGAGAAAAAGAAACUUUCAGGAGGCAGUAAAUCUCUCUGAUUAAACCCUCUGACUGCAUGCUCUUUCUGUGAGGCACUGGACUGUGUUUGUGUCGUCUGUCAUGUGAAGGAUGCACACAGACUGAUGAAAUUAAAAACCUUCAAACAGCCAUGGCAACCAAUCCCCCACCCAGAGUCAGUGCCCAACACCCACAUUAGGGGAAUGUAUGGUUCUGAACUCAGCUGUAAAGGUCAUCCUGACACAGGUCUGUGAGAUUUUUCCAUCUAGUUUCACCUUUAGCAGCACAGAGGUGAUUGUAGAUUCUCUUGUUUUUAUUCUUUCUUUUGCUAUUUAUGGGGAUAUUGUUUUACAAGCUCAAUAUAGACAAGGAACUAUGCUUUUAAUCUGUGCUUUAUUAUCACCCAAAGCUGUGUUUCCACUAAAAGUUCCUGGAACUGAAGCUACUUCUUUAAAAAGAAUUCAACAGCGCCUUUGUCCACAGUUGUUUGCUUUCCAAGAGGUUAGAAACCUUUAUUGUCAAACUACUCUUUUGAAGUCUGAGAUAGUCUUUUGAGUGGUGCAAGUACCUAACCAAUCCCAAGUACAUGCCUUUGGGACCUUUUUGGACCCUGGUUCCAUUAUUUAGGUGAUUUUUGACUGUAGGGACUUUCCCUAUGAACCUUUUUAGGAACUUUGUAUGGUUCAACAUACACAGCCUCUGCUUAAGAUUAGGGUUAGGGUUAGGGGGUAGUACUUUUUGAUGGAUCAGGGCCUUAAGAUUUUAUUUCCAUGAAAAAAAAAGCAGGUUGUCAGUUUUCAUAUGAAAUACUAGUACCUUUAAAUUUGAUCCCAUGUGUGUACAUUAUUUUCCAUCUCGGGACACUUUUCAACAGUUUUACUCCAUCUCCAAAUACCAUCCCUGGAUGUCAUUGGCCUGUCAGGAACCAUUUAAUUCCUUAAAGAGAAGUCCCUGGAAUUAAAAGUUUUGGAUGCUUUUAGUCAAACCUUAUCAGUCAAAAAAGCACCUUUAGAAAAGUGCUUUGUACCUCCUGUCAUCCUUAAUCAAUGGGAACGUUUGAGCAUUUUGGAAAUGCAGCUUUAUGUUUGGACUUUUUUUUAAAGCAGAUCUUUGUAACUUUGUUUUAAUUGCAAUUUGUAAACUGCCUCUACGUAUAGGUUUAUAACACGGUGACAUGGUGCACUUAACCCGACCUGGGGACCAUCUUAAUUAGGCCAUUCAUCAUUCCCAGUGACAAUAGGUACAUGUAAGCAGAUGUUCUUGGACACAGAACACACACACAGUCAGAGCGAUAAAUAACCCUCAGGCCUCCUACAGAAUCACACACAGAUGGUAUGUCUGAUGCUUGAGGAAGAGCCUUCAGGCUGCAGACAAACAGUCGUCGCUACCCAGGUGCUGCUGCUUCUCUUUCUGACUACCAAACCAGCGUGGAUACAUGUCUCACAAUCAUAUUUUCUAUCACUGCUUAUUUUUGACUUUCAUUUGAAAUGCCUUUAGUCUCCUUAUUGCAUUAAUGUGCUGCCAAUGCUGAUUCAUAUUUGUUUCGAGGAACAUUUUGGACAAGUGCUGCUUUUGUGUUUUCCGUUAUUUGCACUGGCUGACUCCGGGGCGACUGCUAUGUGGAAAUCAAAUGUGUUCUCAGGAGUGAAAUAGUCAGCCUUCAUUCUCGGCAGCCUGAGCAAUGAGCUUUGAGCAAUACAGAUAGUGUUCUGCUGUUUCCUUAAAGGUUUGAUUCUGUUACAAGCAUGCUACAAUGUGAUAAACAAUCGUGUAGAUGGCGUUUUAAAAGCAGCUUCCUCCCUCGCUGUGCUCAGAUUUAUACUAGACUUAAUUUACUUGGAAGGGAUGUUCAAUGGCGUAAAAGCUUGAACUGUAAUGUGAUUACAACUGAAAAACCACAUCAGUCAGAUAAUUACACAGAAUAACACACACUUUCUUGUGCCAAGUAUACUAUAUUUGCCUUUUUAUAUAUUUGCCUUUAUUUUAUAUUCUUGGUUGAAUUUGAAGCUGGUUAAAAGUUGAAUUUCCAUCUCUAACAAUCGGUUUAGCUCAAAGAAAUUUCUGCUUGUGGGCAUGAUAAUGUCAGUUAUUAACCUUCUAAAUGGAGGUUCAAUUUCCUGCAAAUUUUUAACACAUAAAGGUAGACGUGGGUGUGGAGAGCAUGCACACAGUCAGGGUGUCUAUGUGUCUUUGGGGACAGCUGCCAUUGUGCAUGAUAGCUGGGGCCCCCAGUUAAGGGGGAUUAUAGCACACACAUACACACACACGCGCAAACCCACUUUUCUAUUCAUGCCUGGGGUCAGUUAUUUUAUCACAGGCUGAAAAUCCCCCUUCCUAUACCCCACACACCAAAAUACAUCCAGGCACAUGCAGCGAAUCGGUUCCCGGUGGAUCCAUAAACUCAGCCAGCUAAUUGAAACAGCAGAUAAUGAAUCAGAGCGGGGUUGUCCCGGGCUCUGGGACAUAAGGCUUUGCUAACCAGUGAGGAAUCGGAUGGUAGGAAAGUCCGGGGAAUGGUGGUCUUGACUCCAGGGGAUGUUUCAGUUUUCACAGAGCUUGUGCUUCACAUUUAUAUGGUUGUCAUAGAGAUACUUGGUUCAGAUCUAUUUUUGCUUCAUGGUUUCAUCUGAAGAUUGAAACAGAUUCAAAACAUUCCCUUCACCUUUAAUAACUUUAGAUUCUGAUAAUUGCGUGGUGGCUUUUUUUUCUUGUUUGAUUGUAAAUACUCGGAGUAAAGGUCUUUACACACCGGGAACGACGCAAAUAUACGGCGCAAAAUUACGAAAUAUUCAGAGGUGAAUUUUGACACGCCUGACUAUACAAAUCAAGCGCGAUGCGAUUCUGCGACUUUCAGGGGGGGAAAGAAGACGCGUCCCGGGUGGAAGCAAGAAGACUGACACAACAGCAGACUGACUGUUUUUCAGUUCUGAUUAGACACUAGUGUUGAGAUGUCUGUCUGUCAUGAUAGCAUGUACUGAGUCGGGGCCAGUACCAGAUACGCACAUAAAACUAUAAUCCAUAAGCGUAAAGUAACAACUGAGACCUAAUGGUGCUGUGACAGCAAAGUGAUUGAGUUUGAGACAGUGAAAAUACAUAUGGUAUGUUGUAUCUGAACAUGUUAGCUUACGAGCUAAAGUUACUCAGCACAGAUGAAAGUUAAAACAAAGACGUUUAGCAAACUGUUAAAACACAAAACAUCGUCAUAUGAGAAAUCCGAUGCUAUUACUCUCCACAAGCUGUCCUUCAGGUCGUUAUCUUUGUAAUAUUUGUGUUUUUUUUUUUCAAAAAGCACUCUGUUCUCCGACACGUAAACAAUUAGCCGGAUUGCCAUGUUGGAUAUACCGGUGAAUCUGACGUCGCAACAACACGCAAUCUGUUUGUUUAGAAGUGGACACACAAUAUGCAGAACUUAAAAAAAUUCGACAGUGAUAUGAAAAAAUAAAUGCUGUAAUAUUGCAGGAUGGGAAAAUGUUGCUGAUGUGAACAUUUGUAUUGACAGGAUACGGGUUCGAAAAAAAUAUUAAUGUCCAAAAUGUUCGCACGAAAAAAACGCUCCCGGUGUGUAAGGACCUUAAAAGUGGAGAAUGGAAUUAAUUUAAUUAAUUUAAUUAAAUUAAAUGGAAUUAGCUCACAAAGCUAGUCACAUUUUUAAACUUGUUCAAACACAGAUAGGAAAUAAGGUGUUAAUCAGUGAGCCACUAUACUUGUUUGUGUGUUUGUUAGCUUCACAAAGAGCAGGGUGAGCUGCCUAGUGUUCAAUUUCAGGCUAACCAGCUCCUCCUAGCUAGGUAAAGCUAGAUUUUAUUUUGUUUUUGAUCAAAUUAAAAGGGAACUUUUGAAAAUAUGUUCCUUUUUGUUGUCUGGUAUUCAGGGAUCUUUCUUCUUCUUCUUCUCUUUCUCCCUGUUUACAUGUUAAAUCCAGAGGCUAUUUUUGCUGUCUUCUCUCUUCUUCCUCCCUGCUCUUCUCUGUAUCUCUUUCCACCCCCCUCUCAUGCGCUCUGAUGAUGAAGCGCUUUUAGAUUUUUCUGUUAAUAAUGCAUGUUUCUGGUUCCCACCCGCCUGUCAUUUUUUCAUGUGUUUUCUCACUCUUUCUCCCUGCACUCUUUUUCCCAUCAGCCUCUCUCUCGCUGAGAUGCCUGAUGUCUCCCAGCAUUCCCGUCACUGUUUAUUUUCACCUGCGUGUCUUCCCAUUUUCUCCUAUCGUUUGCAUGGUCUCAGUUCAGUUUGCUUUAGUCCAGCAAAGACAAGUUAAUGUCUCCAAACUCAGAAUUCAAUGUCAUUUAAUUCAUUGUACAAGCACCAUUUCAGGUUAAUGUCCACAUCUUUGGAUCUGGUGUUAUAUGCAGAAAUGAAGCAUUUGAAGAUCUCUUUUUUUUCUCCUCAUCUCUCUCUCUUCGCCCCCUUGUUUCCAUGGUAACCGGUCACAGCUUGGGGUUGGGUUCCUGGCGUUCCUCCAGUUCCCCCCUUCCUCUCUUCCUCUCUCUUUGACAGAAGCUUCUCACUCAUGUCACCGGGAGGAUUUCAAAGACCCCUUCCUCAUCUUUUUACAUCAUCUCUCUGGUUCAAACAGGUCGACCUCAGCUUAUUAAUGUACACUCACAUAAUCCACUGCCUCUGAGCUAACCGCACUUUUUAAUGGCUCCUCGUCUAGAUGGACCCACGUUUAUUGUCUGUCACAUUUGUUUUGCUAAUGUGAGAUGAAUGGAGGGUCUCUCUGGAGAUUAUGAUAAUGCAUUCACGGUCAUGUAGGGAGGCUCAUUUGCUGUAGGUGGGGGUUAGCCCAUGUAUGUGUGUGUAUGUGUUUGCAGGGGGGGUCUUUCAUUUGUGGGAGUCCCCUGCUGGAGGUAAAAGUAAUAAAACACAACCGGAGACAUUUUGGUUAUUGAUUGGGGGGCUUGUGUUCAGCGAGACACAGUCAUUCACCAGGAAUCCCCCUGAGAGCUCAGAGGAUGUGUUCAUGUAUUCAUGUCACACAGUGUGUGGCACCGGCCCAUUUUAAUGAAUGACUUGUGUACGCUUUGUCUCAAUUAUACGUUAUUGGCUUGAUUUGGCAACAUUUAUUAGAUUAGCUUAGCACUAGCUGAAAAAACCAUUUGCUUCAGUAAAUGUCAGUACAUAGAGUAACAGAGACCACACAAUUUAAAGCCAAAGAUUAAAAAAAGCAAAAUCAGGGACAGUUUAAUCAUGGUGGGUAGCUUGUUCCUCAAUUCUGAAAAAGCCUGGGCAGGAGUGAUUUGCAUCCUUACUAUUGGGACGACAAGAAGCAGCUGGUUAGCAAACCUCAAUGACCUUGAGUAGGUGAAAAAAUGAAAAGGGUUGGGGAUGCACUUAGGUGCUAGCUCAUUUAUAGCAAUUUACAAACAGAAUCACCAGUGGCCACACAAUAAGAUACUAUCACGAUACUUGGGUCACGAUACGAUAUUAUUGUGAUAUUUAACAUUUUGCAAUAGAGUGAGUGUUGCGAUACAUUAUAAUGCAGUUAUAUAAUUUUCUCAACCGUUUAGCUUAUUUAGCAUUUGGCUUUCCUUUAUGUUUGUCUUAUUUACGCUGAAUUUUAUUUUCAUGUAGCACAUCUUGCAAACAAUAUAUAUAUAAUUGUUGCACUAACUUUCUUCUGCUCUGUGAUGUCACCUUUGCCAACCUCACUGGACAAACAGUUGAUUUUGUUUUUCUGUUAUCAUAGAUUUGACUUCAUAUUAAUAGCAAUUGAUUUGAAAAAUCGAUACCCGGUAAAUGAGACAAUACGAUAUACCACCAGACAAAAUAUCGCGAUACUAUGCUGUAUAGACAGAGGCAAAAAAAUGGGUAAUAUGCUCAAAAUUUCAAAAAGGUAUCUACAGGUGACUUCACAUCAGAGCAGGCAAUUACAUGUGAGGAUCCCCAAGGCUCCAUCCUGGGGCCUCUUCUCUUUAACAUCCACAUGCACUCACAGGCUCAGAUUCUAGAAAACAAGUAAAUAAGUUACCAAAGCGGUGCAGAUGACACACAGUUUAUUUAUAACAAUGUCGCAAAAUUUCCUUUACCUUAACAAAGUUAAAGGCUGUUAAGUUUGCCCUAGAAAAGUAGCAGAAAACACACGAGUGCAUGGGCAUGCAAUACAAAAAACUGCAUUACAGUUGUCCAAAAGAGUUGAAAUGACAUUAUGUGUGAAAUAAUCUUAAUUAAAAACCAUAGAUCUUAAAAACAAGACAAAAUCACAAAAUUUCUGUUCAUCUGAUUUAGAACCUCUGUCAAAUUUAGCAUCAAGAUUUGUAAAUGCAGGUUUUAUCUGUGGUUGCAGGGAGCCCAGGUACUUAAAAGAGGCCUCACAUCACACACCAGGUUUAAACACCAUACCUUUUUUGAAAAAUAAUUGUUUGUCAUUAAAACCAUUAAGACCAGGCUUUACUUUUCUUCCUACUGUGUUUGGUGUCAUGAGGACAUAAUCCAAGUUUGUGAGCUGUUCAGUUCUUUCAAUCGGGGGUUUCUUUGCCAAAUGAGUUGUAAUGAACAUCUGUGCUGCUACAGAAUGUCACAGGAGAUAACGUUGCAGCGGUGGUGUGAUGUUUGAUAAUUGUGCAUCAUUAUUGGUACAAGUCAACAAAGAUGUAAAGCUGAUAAAAGAAUGGGAGGAGUUACAAGUCUUGUUUGGCUGAAAAACAACCCAAUUCAUGGCUUAUUUUCUUUUCUUAUUGUUGCAGGUUCAAACCAGUUCCUGAACAGAAAUUGUGGCUGAGAUUAAAUCCUCAAAGGUAAGUCAGCAACUGCAAGUGAAUAAAAUUUAUUUCUUUUGCUGUUGCACCUCUUACUUGGCUGUGAUGUGAACCACUAACAUCCCAGGUUCAGUGAAAUGAAAACAGUAACUCUGUCUUUACAAUUCGCUCUCACUCACUCAUGACUCCACUGCAGGUGCUCCAGCUUGCUGAUAGCAAGUCUGGCUUCAUGUACUGUUUUUUCCCAGUGAUAUGGGCAGUUUUGCUUUGUGCGGUUCAUGCCAAGAGGAUUAUUGCUCUUAAUGCAUUAACGCUGGGGAUGCAUGUGCACCAUAUAGUGUGACUGUAACUGACUGGAACAUACUUUUAUUUUAAAAUGUAAUGCUGGUUAAAAACCGCUGAGUAUUAGGUUGUGUCCUGUAGCUGGUAGCGGCUGCUUAUUGCCCUUUACAGUCAUGUUGAAAAUGUGCAGCAAAAGCAAGGAUUCUUUUUGAACAAACUUAAAGCGAUAUUCCGGGGUAAAAUUAAUUUAGGGUCAAACACACUGUAACACAGAGUAAGACACCCCCUCAAGAAAUGAAUGUUGCCGACCGCUUGUUUCUCUAGUUUCACCAACUUUAGUACCGACCGCUCGAUAGCAAUACACAGUGGUCUGAGGAGCCAUAAACAAACCUCAACCAAAACGCCACUCUGUAGCCACAAAUAAUGCUCAGAACAACACCUAACUUCAUCAACUGUACAUAUAGGAUCCCAGCCACAGCACUAGCCACCAAACAUCUUUGUAGCUUUGCCUAAUUUCUUAGGCAAAGAGACUAAACACAACUUACCUACUCUCCUCCAGCAGCCACUUGUUUGUAGCGAGACCUCAGGCGAGUCUAUAACUACAGUGGGAUGACGCAGCUCAAGAAAGAACAUUUACGAUCAUUUCUUCAUGGAAAUGCAAUCAGACCCAGACGCUAAGGCAGAAGAACUACCGUGUCUGCAGAGCAAAAUGAUCAAUACGGUGAUUAUUACGUCAAGGAAAUGAUAAAGAAAUGAUCAUAAAUGUUCUUCCUUGAGCUGCGUCACCCCACAGCAGUCGGGAAUUGACUGUCUAACUUGGUGUUACGGUGUGUUUGACCCUAACUUAAUUUUAUGCCGGAAUAUCCCUUUAAGCCUUCAAAAAUACAGAAGAGACCACAUUUCAACCACCAAGGAGGUGAAAGGGUGAAAUAAGUGCACAGCAUGUGUUCAAAUGGAAACAAAGCUAAGUUAGAUAACUUCCAGUGGUUUGGAAAAUAUACAGGAGGUCAUAACAAAAAGGGGAGUCACUAUGAUGUUAAAUAUCCAGAACAAGUUUAAUAACAAAGCUCACAAUAUUAGGCGUAUGAAUCAUUUGAGUCACUGGUGUGUUGUGUGCAUAAGUAGGGGAUACUUGUGUGUGUGUGUAGGUGUUGUGCAUGAGCAUGAACCCAGCGGUCACACUGUGCAAAGAUUUCCACAAAAAGUAGAGUUGAUGAUUGAGCUGUUGCGCCAAUUGUUAAGGCUGACCUGUGUACAUCUAGGCUUGAUGUGUGUUGCAGUCAGGCAUAAUUGUAUCAUGAUCAGCCAACCAUUUUGUAGUCGUUUUGGCAGUGUGAGCAGGGGAUAAGUCUUUCUGGAGAAAGAAACAGCUCUGUGUAAGAGGAUAUAGUUGACUAAGACUUCUAAUAUGCCAGAAAUUUAUCAACUUGCAACUGAUCAGGAAGAAAGACUUUCCCAGAUUGUCUAGCUCCAAGAAAAUAAAAUAAAAGUUUGUGUAAUGCUGAGCAAAAGUAGUUUUGUUGCAUAUUGUAUGUUUUAGGAUAUCCAUAAAACAUGAGCUGUGGUUCAGCAUUACAUAACACACAACGGUAAUGUUUCCCAUCUCCCGUUACUAUAACUGCUACCUGAGUAACCCCAUGAGAGGACUUUACUAUAUAACAAAAACAUAUAAAUUUAACAGUGAUUCAUUAUCCCAGCAGUUUAUCUUGCAGAUAUGAUGAUGGAUCUCCUCCUCUCUCCUCUCCCAGACUCUCACCUCCCAUAGCUCUCCUCCUCCUCCUCCUCCUCUUCCUCCUCCUCUCUAAAUGAGUAAUCCUGAUGAACAGAUGGAUGGAAGAGAAAAAGGGGGCAUGCCAGCUUGUUGCGCUGCUAUAACACCGUCAAUCAGCCCCCUCCCCCACUCUCACCUCCGGCCUCUUCCCUUUUCCAUCAUGCACUCUCUCUACUGUCAACAUUUCAGCCAUUUUUUACAUGUUAAAACGAAAAUAACUAAGACAAAUUUACUCUCUUCAGACAUUUGGCAAAUGCUAGACUUCCCAAAUAACCACUUUUGAAAAUGGAAUAAGCUGAUAUAUUUAUGUGAUAUAUCACAAUGAUGGUCCCAUAGAUGGAUCAAGCCCAGUAAAACAGAGACCAUGGUUGGAUUCUCCUUCAUAAAGACAUCACUGUCUACCUCUACAAGGACACAAACACUACCAUACAAAUCCACAGAGACACAGACACACUAACUCAUGUCAAAGAGUCACGUACCAAGGCCACGUGCGUCUAUGCACUCAUCAAUACCUUUUACCUAGCAAUAGCACAUAGGAAUACCGAUGAGACCUGGCCCGUUUACAAGCUGGAUUUAUGUGGUCAGUGUCACAUUGGUUCACUGUAUCAGAAUGAGGCCCUAUUGAUUCUUGUCCUUUUGACCCUUCAUACAGUUUCAUUUUGGUGAGACAUCUUUAGAAAGUCAGUGUUAGAGGUUUUGUAUGGUUUGGACUUAAAGCAAGUGAAGUUUAGGUUUACAUUUUCAGUCUUAGAUGAUGAUUUUUGCAGUUUGAGCCUCAAUGUGGACUGAGUAAAUGGACUUUGGCAGUGAUGGGAGUAAACCAAUGAGAUUACUACUGUGGUAGAUAGUUUUUUCACUGUUUUCUUGAAGCAAGUUGAUUCAUCUUCAUUGGUAUGAUUAUUACAGUAUUAGGGCCAUAUUUAAAGCUCCAUUGAGGAAGUUUUUGUUUGUAUCAAUUUCUGGCAAGGCAGCAGCACACAAUUUACACAAGGAACAAGACAAACAACAGACGACAACAUGUAACCAAAUACAACCAACAUUAAAUAAUCAGCCUUUCGCUGUAAAACAUGUGCAUUCACUCGUCAGAUGAUUCUCAAUCCUCAUCUCAAAAUCCUCCAAAAUAAUGAAUUUAUUCAGUCUUUGGUGACCUUUCAGCUCAGACCAGGAUGAGGGAGCAAAAACAUUUAAAGGCAGACAGAGCGAGGCUGAGGAAUGACAUACACAAUUUGUCCACGGGACCAAAGGUCACGGCUGCUGACAGAUUUAAGAGUCACUAAAGAACAUCGAUAAGACAGCGGUUCAUAAAGACAGAUAUACUAAAGCUUCAUACUUCUGUUGAGUAAGGAAGAUAGACCUGCUUCCUCAUGUGAUACACAGAGAUGUGUGUGAAAAGCCUAGACCAGAAACACAUGGUGAUGCAAAGUACAUAUACUGACCGUAAAUCACAGCUUUUCUCUUUGUUUUAUUUUUAUUUUUGUGUAAAUGAAUGAAUAUACAAGGCAAGUAUUUUUAUUACUUUUUAUUAAAUUAAGGUCGAUAGUUACACAUAGUAAGGGGUGGGGCUAAUUUGACUGACAGGUGAGUACUUUGUAGCAGUUUGCCAGAAGGCUGAGAGCUUGUCUGAAUUCCACCCAUGCUCCCGUUUUUAGAUUAGCUGGUCAGAAGAAGGAAUCAGUCCGUACAUUUACAUGUUGUUAAAAAAAUCUACUUGUUGCCUUAGUCUGAAUGAAACUGAAAUUUUAAAACAAGUAAAUGUCUUUUAGUCUGACUGAAAUUGCUAUAUCGAACUUCUCAUAGACGGAUAAACAUACCUAGAUUUAUCUUAUAUACGCAUCAAUUUACACUGAAAUACUUAAAACUAAAAGAAAGCUGUGAUUUUAUGGUCAUCAUAUGUCCUUUUUCUCACUGAAAUUGUUGGACUCAGUUGGGUAACAUUGUGUAUGACUCGGUUGGACUGAAGCUGCCUGAAGCAUUCUGCACAUGCUCCAGUGUGCGCAUGUUAGGCUUUGAGCUGCAAGCUGAAUAGCAUUAAUACAUUGCUCUGAAGGUGGGUAGAAAACCUUGACAGAUAGAGGAAGGACGCAAUAAAAGAGACUUCCUAUCAUAUGAACAAACAGUUCAGAGUUGUAAAAAUGCUGAUGCUUUUGUUAUUCCACGUACUGUGUGUUCCGUUAGCUCUGGCUGUCAAUUGUUUUUUGGUUCAACCAGGAGAUGACGUGAUAAGAUCGAGCUGAAAGGAGGCAUGUGGCCACCUACCAUACUGUCAAUGAUACAAAUUCUUCCUGGUGCUUGUAAAUUGUGACAGGAACAGUGGAACAGUUAAUGGGCGAUAACUGUAGCUCAACUUACCUGUGCAUGUAAACUUCUAUGCUAAUUUUAGACUUCCUAACACCUCUCCUGAAACAAAAAGCUGAGAUGUCUUAGCUUUUCCAAACAGCCUCCAACACCCUCUCUCUACACACAUCUUUUGCGCACUUGCGUUAAGUGUUCACCACAUGUACGGUCGUCCAAAACCUCUGGGUGUAGGGUGGGAGUGGGUGAAGACCCUCCAACAGCCAGCAUGCACUGAUACUGGCUUACUGAUCAGGUGUGAUGCCAUUCAUCUUUGGUCAUGGUGGACACGAUAGAUCAAAACUCCAGGCUGAACACUUCUGAAACCAAAAUCUGGUGUGACACCUGCAGAUUCUGCAUGUUUACUGAAUCACCCUGAAGAGGUGAAAGAAAAAAAAAAUCAGUAGCAUGGUCCUCUCUGGGAGCUGAGCCCACAGCUUUUGAUAAGAUGACCUCAGACAGGCGAGACGAGCCUAUAAACAGACAUGUUUGUGUGUAGGUUGGCACAUGUGCCCACGCUCAUGUCACAUGGGCAAACAUCCAACACCCUACCAGGCUACUGGCAACCAACAAACAGGUCCAUACGCCUGGCCAAAUGUGUGCGAGUGCCACGCUUCUAUAAUUGGAUGAAGGAAAUUCUAAUGACAACCACCAGUUAUCGCUUUGAUGAAUGCAUGUUUUUUAGGGAAUAAUCCAUUUCCAAAGGCAACAAAGUCAAACACUGUAUUCAUUUUGAGAUAAUUCAAAAUGUUUUUAAAAAAAGACUGUUUAAUAACCCUUUUUUACAUUUUUUAACUAAAAAAAGAGGUGAAGAAAAAAGCUUUGAAGAAAGCUUUGUUUUAUUUGACGUUGUCCAAGCAGUUCAUACUGAGAGUCCUUCACCAGGGAGUGGAUUUGACUUAAUUUGAGGCGUUCCCGUUUUUUCUACCUUUUACUGAGGAUCAUCUGACUUUGGCCUGAAGCAAAACUGUUGAGAUUCAGUUCAUGGAAAGACAGGGCCGCUCACACACCUUGAAUAGGGAAAAGAACAGGGGAAACAACAAUAAGAUACUCCUGUUUUUGUCAUGGUUAUGUCUAAUCCUAUCAGGCACUGGGAUGUGCAUGGGAAUUCACUGCAGCAGUAUUCAGUUGUUAAGUUAGCUAUGUAGGGAGGGGUCAGCAGAUCCUCACUCUUUUUUCCAUACCUUCCAUAGCCGUGCACUUGUUCUUUUCAGUCUGAAAUGUCAAUAAAAUGAUGUAAGAGUGUCUGAAGACCGGAAGACACAACAAAUCCUUCAUGGUUUGCCAAGAGGAGGCAUUUUAAGUGAGAGCAUGAUUGAAUAAGCGCUUAUUGUCAAAAAAUUUGAAAAAACCCAGACACAAGAUACAGAUUGUGUAUUUGUUCAUAACUUGGCUAAAUGUCAAACAUAGGAUGGAACCUCUGACAGCUAAAAACCCUGCUCUUUAGAGAACAUGAUGCACUUAGCUAGACCAGUCUCCACUGUUGUCUCCAGUGGUUGAAUGAGUCUUCCAGUCACAGUUAUCUCACACUGUCCUGCUGUAAUUCUGGGAAUUUAUGUUAAGUGGUUGAGUCACCCAGCACUUGGUACCUUGGAUAUUUUGUGGUGAGGACAAGUUAGUUGAUGGUGUCGAUGAAAGGUUUUAAAUUGAUUGAUUGCUUCAAUGUUGACGUAGUGCACUUUGUUCCUCUAACCCCGAAUUUCCACCGCAUCCAGAACUGCUCUGAUCUGGAAUGGCGGUAAUUUUUGCCAUCCGCCAAUUUCUACCGGACCUGUUUGUGAGGCAAAUUUCGUGGCUAACUACAGACAACGGUGAUCGCAAGAACUCACAAGAACCCGCAGAUUCACGUGCAAUCACACUAUCACAAGUAGCCUCUGUAAAGACAGUCACAUAACCAUAAAGGCAGUAGAUCGUGUCCCUUAAGAGGAGGAAAUCCACUUCUAGACUUUUGAAAUCGGCAUCUACUGAUCCAUGGUGUCAUCGGGCCGAAAUGCUGUCUAAAAACCUUUCACUUGUUCAUCCCCGCCUGUUUUCAUGGUGUAUACGAUCUGCCUGAAACAUGGAGUGUUUUUUUUUUUCAAAAGAAGCCGGAUGUUUUAUUUUGUGUCUGUGCCCGACUUCCUUUCCAGCACUGGUUAAUCUGUGCUGAUUUAUCCGGCAUCCAGAAAAAAUAGAACUCUUGCAAUCAGCUACAAAGUUUGGCGAUCCGCAGCAGAACGAAAAGAAACUGGUGGAAAUUGACGCAUUAACUUGAAUGGUUACGAUCGGUGGAUAUGGCCUUUUCGUAGCCGUUCCAGAUGCGGUGGAAAUUGGGGGUUACUGAUCUUGUUUCCUCUUGUCUAGAUCUUUGCUUGUAUUGUUCUUGUUCUUGUAUGUACGUCACUUUGUAUAAAAGCAUCUGCUAAAUAACACUGUAACAUUGUAACUUAUGUCUCUAUAGGUCAACCACAAACUCAUACGACAUCCGAGUUUCAAAAUAUGAAGCAAGAGUUGUAUCACCCUCUAUGCAGAUGACACUAUCUUUUUAAUUUUUCUUAUCUGGUUUUCCGAUUCCACAAAAUUAGUUAGGAAAAUAUGAUUUAAAGGUUUUGUUUUUAAAGUGUAUAUUUAUCUGCAAUGCAGUAGAAAACUGUACAUCUUUUAUUGCUGGAAGUGUCACCUUGUGCCUGACAACACCCCUGCCGUUUCAGCGUUAUCCCAGUGGUAAACAACAUGAAGGACAAUAGUCCCCGUGGGGUGGUUGUGGAGGUGUGGAUUGUUGGGGGGGGGGGGGGGGGGAUACGCACUCGGCGUAUGCUGACCAUCAGCACUUCACAAAGCCUCAGAGAAAAGCAGGCGCUAUGGGAUUCUGCGGAUGGUGCUAGAAAAACUGACCCCAAAAAGGGAAGCCCCUGUGUAUGAGUGUGUGUGUGUGUGUGUGUGUGUGUGUGUGUGUGUGUGUGUGUGUGUGUGUGUGUGUGUGUGUGUGUGUGUGUGGUGGGGGGUGCUUGGGUGUAUAUGUGCAAGAAAAAGGCUGAGAUAGUUUGUCCUGAUUACAUGGCUGGCUGUGUGUGAUCCGGUCAGAGACAAAGAGGCUGCUAGUUGUGUCUUUUCUUCACAAAGGAGUGGUGUUAGUGAAGUGAAAGCUGCUCUUACAACAACUUCCAAUGUGGCGGGCAGCUUCCGAUGAAGUCAGCACUUGAAACACAGGGCCCUCUAAAAUUACGCAGUCAUAACUUUAAUCCUGAUAGGAAAUUGGGCUGCUCUUAAACAAAGGCUUGUUGGCAAAGAGUACAUUUUUAAGAUAUAUUUUGAGUACUUAAAAGCAUCUUUUGUUGCAAAAGUGUGCAUGUUAAGCACUCAAAAUCUCAAUUAUGAAUUUUCUAGAUGCUUUCAGGAAUGUAAUGCCUCACAAAAGCAGCAAUGCAGCAGGUAUCCCUCUUCAUUUGGUGCUACUGUGCUUUUUAAGCAGUGAAUCCAUAGCUUAGCUCUUUAGUUCCUUGUGUCUACAGGGAUGAGAAACAACAUUAACUCUUAAAUACUAAUCCGACUCCUUCUAUUCCAAGGUGAGGAAAGUGUAACAUUAUCCAACUAUUGUCUGCAGCCUAAAUGUGCCUCAGUAAAUAAUACUUAACUCAGUAAAAAGAUAUGAAACGGGAAUGGAUAGCAGCCCAUCGAUCAAUGAGGAUUAGUGAAGCAAUGCUACCCUUUAUUUUCCUUUCAGAUCAGGCAGGCCAGUCAAGACUUUCCCCCCAAAGAAGUAGGGCUGUUUUCUCACCUUACAAUGGGCUUUGUUCGGUAGACCAGUCACUUGAUGUGGCUUUGUCAAGGUGGGAGUGGAAAAGGAAGACAAGGGGAAAGAAAGAGGGAGCAGUUGGUUGGCAAAGGUAUCAAACUGACGGAUUCAGAGACAAAGGCUGAGAGCAGGUUGGAGUUUUCUUCUGGCACGUGUUUACAUAGAGGAAUGAAAUGUUAACAUGUCGUUCUGUCUGUCUCAGUGUCCCAUAAAUCUGUCUCGUACCCACUGACAUUGAUUACAUUUUGCAUUCCUCUCCCACAGAUGCUUGAAGUCGUACUUGUUGCAUUUGCAGUUUGAAGCGAUUCUGUUAAGUCUCUAAAAGCAGCAUCCGUGGUUUAUGCCAACUUGACUGAAACAAAGAGAUUUUCAGGCUGAACACAAACACCAUUUUACCAGGUUCAAAAAGAUCUCACCUCAGAUGCAGUAUUUGGAGUUUGGGCCUUUUAUUUCAACUGCUGGUUUCAUUUCGGAGUCCUGCGUCACAGUUGUAAGAGUAUCUCUAACAAAGUCCAUUUGCACAGUCUACUUUCUUAGUUGUCAGUGCGUGUCAUGCACAGGCUUCUUAUUUACACUGCAGUUCAUCCGCUUGUGUUUGUGGGAACUCACAGCUCCUGUUACACUGUUUGGGUUACCAGAGGCACUCAGAUGAAGUCAGAAGGCCACUGCAGUACAGUGUUGUCUGGUUACUGUUAUUAUACACUUCCUGGAAGUGUAGGAGUGAAACCUCAGCCUCCAAAGGAAACACUGCUUAUGUUGAAUUUAAUUUAAAUGUGUUUAUGUAAGACAAUGAUGCAACUAUAUACUACAGAUAAGGAAGUAUUCACUCUACUUCAGUCCAGUCUGGCUCAAAGCGGUUUGACUCUAUUUUCUUAGAAAUAUCUCCAUCAGUGUGAUCUGAUGUGACUGCAGAUGACUGUGUUUUCAUCCCUCCCUGUAACUCUCUUCUUGCCUCCCUCCCUCCCUCCCUCAUCUGUCCAGUCAGGCUGUCAUGCCUCAGUGUCUCUCACUGUGACUGAAGGCUGCAGAGUGACCAACUUAGCACAUUGCUGCAGGGUUUGCAAACUGAAAGCCAGAAGGUACUGUGUCAGCAGACUUCACAUCAUGCUCUGUUGUUGUUGAAGAUUGUUGGCUGUGUUUAUAACAUGAGUAUGCAACAUAUUCAAAGCCCUUUUUUAAUCACUUCCUGAAACCUUCACGUCAAUCAAGUUUGCUGGUGACUACACAAGGUUAUUUCACCAAGUAAUGUCAAAGUCAAAGACACUGAACUUCCUAAAAGUGGCUAAAGGAAUAAUGGUUUUCUCAAGAGAGACUGAAAGCUGGACUGUGUUUGAGGGUAGUCAUAGCGCUGCAGUUUAGAGAAUGACAGCAAUGUUGUUUUGAGAAGAAUUUCUGCCAGUAUGACAGAGAAUAAUGUACUGAUCCUAAAACUUAAUGUCUGUAGUAAAAUUGAGAAGCCACUGUCAGCAGAGGGAUAGCUUAGCAUAGAUACUGGAAAACAAGGAAACAAAAUCUAUGAAGAUACUUCCUGCCACGAGUUAGCAUGAAGACUUGACAAAGCUAGACACAAUAUUGAUGAUGCUGCAGGUUAGCCUUAGAGACUUAAAACCGGGAAAAAUAUGAGUUAUUCCUUGAUACGUUAUCAUCUGUUUAUUACAGGCUUAGAAUAUUGUUGACAGACAGUUUGGAGGACGUGUAAUAAAAGGAUUUGGAUUAACUUUAGCAGCAGAGAUGUUGGAUGUCAGCCAUAAACCAUUAGUGAAAAUGUCGCCCUUGCAUGCAAGCCAUGGUAAAUACUAAUAAUUAAUGUUACAUUAAGACUCAAACCAGCAGUUUCAGUUUGACAGGCAGACUAUGCUGACUCUAAUUUAGGACGGGUGACAGGACACAAAACGACAGAGUGAAAGAGAUGGGAGAGGACAGGAAGUAAGAGAGAGAGAGAGAGAGAGAGAGAGAGAGAGAGAGAGAGAGAGAGAGAGAGAGAGAGAGAGAGAGAGAGAGAGAGAGAGAGAGAGAGAGAGAGAGAGAGAGAGAGAGAGAGAGAGAGAGAGAGAGAGAGAGAGAGAGAGAGAGAGAGAGAGAGAGAGAGAGACACGAUGAAGGCAGAGACUGACUUUCUGACUUCUGGGCUUUGACCCCUGAGUCAGGAAAAAAGAGAGGAAGAAGAGGAUGAGAGAUGACCUGCCCACCAGCUAAAGUCAUGACGCCCAUCCUUCUUGCAGUCCUCUGUGUCUUUGUCUUUUUUGUCUGUACCCUGUAAGAACAUAACAAUGAGUUCAGUGUUUUAGUUGAUUAGCUCCUGGUUGCUUACACCAUUAAGUGUCAGAAAAAAAGGAUCAGAUCGUGCUAAAUAUCUGGUUUGAAAAUUUGUUGAAAGGUCAGAGUUUAGCUUUUAUGUAUAAUCAUGCAAAUCAAAGGCUGUGAGUAAUUUUCAGUGUGAAUGUCUGAGUCAUAUUCCCUCUUAACACUUAAUGGCAUCCCUGCUGUUGAAAUAUGGAGAUGUUGACAUUUGCAGCCAGAUGUGUGUCUGUGUGUGUGUGUAGAUGUGUGUGUGUUUGUCUUUGCUUUGUGUUGUGCACGUGCUUCCACAGUCAUCUGUGUUGUGUGUUGAUUUAUUAUGACCCUCAGGCAGUUAAUCUCUCUGUGACGCUCUGGAGAUGUGGCCCUGGUCGGGCACAAAAAGAAACAGACACACUCAAGAGAGGAACAGAUGACAACAUACGAACUUGUAUGACAGUGUUGUGGAAUUUUUUAAAAGUAACUAAGCAUUGCAUUCUGGGAAAUAUGUGUAUUUGUUUCAAAUAAUGAGAAAUGGAUGGAAUAAUUAGUAUCACUUCACAUUUUUACUGGCUUCAUCCCAGUAGCUGUGUUGGUAAAUGGUCAAAUGUAAACAAAACUAGGUAACACUUUAUUUGACACUUAUCUCUAUAACACAUAAUAAAUGUAUGUAUAGUGUGUUAUAAUCAUGUUAUAGCACUGUAUAAACACUCAUAAAUGAUCAUAGUGCUUUAUAGCAAUAAUCGUAACACAUUGUAAAGCAUUUUAUCAUGACUAACAAGGUCAUGUAUUAUAAUGUGUUAUAACUGUUAACAACUCACUGAGAAUGCCCACAUAGAUAAUGCAUUAUACAUAUAUUUAUGAUGUUAUAAUUUGCUUAUAAACUUGUAUAACUAUCAUUAUUAACAUUCAUUAAUUAUCAUAAGGCUUUAUAACAAUAAGCAUAACACAUUAUAAUACCUGACCUUGUAAGUCAUGAUAAAAUGAUUAAUAAUGUGUUAUGAUUAGUGCUAUAAAGCAUUGUGAUCAUUUAUGAGUGUUUAUAUCUAUACUUAUACAGUGCUACAAUGUGAUUAUAACACAUUAUACAUAUUUUUAUAAUGCGUUGUAGAGAUAGGUGUCAAGUAAAGGUUUACCCAAAAGUACAUCCAGUAUGUACCGGUUGAUAAAACAAAAACAUCAUCUUGCAACCACUCCUGUGAUAAAAAUCAAAACACAUGAUUCUCAAAUAAACAUCAUAAAAUUGUUGGAUUGUUCUCUUUAACACACCAUAGAAAAACAACACUUGUAACACAAGAUCACGCUUAUUCUUUUUUUUAUCUGCAGAGCUUUUUACAAGCCAACCUCUCACAGGGAUCACCCCUCAGGUUAGCAGGGGCCCAUGCAAAAACACUCAUAUUAUUCUCAAAAAACCAGCCUUGGUGGCAUUUUAAAAUAACACAAUUUGCAUCACUCAAAGGGAUAUUCCGACAUAAAAUGAACCUAAUGCCCAAUUUUUUUUUAGCAAAGACACUAAACACAGCUCACCUACUCUCUUCCAGCAGCCAUUUCUUCAUGGAAAUACAAUCAGACCGAGAAGCUAAGGCAGAAGAACUACCGCGUCUGCAGUGCAAAAUGAUUAAUAUGGUGAUUUUUACUUUAAGAAAAUGAUUGCUAUCCUGCAGUCAUUACUAAAGUUGGUACUAGAACUAGAGAAGCAAGCAGUCGGCAACAUUAAUCUCUUAAUGGGGUGUCCAACUCAACGUUAUGGUGUGUUUGGCCCUAAAUUAAUUUUAUGCUGGAAUGUCACUUUAAAUAAAACAAUGGUGAUUGGUGCUGAGUUGUGACAGAAGAUGGCAGGUGCAGUCAUUAGCUUUGCCAUGCUAGUAAACCCAAAAUGCAAAACAUAACACAAAAUAUGUCUUCAUGCUUAAACACUGAGCAUAACAGAUUUUAAAAAAGAUAGAAAGCUUUUAAGCUGUAAAUCAUGUAAAGCUAUUAGCAUAACCCACAACAUCAGCCAACAAAACAGCACAGUAGCCCCUCUUUAAAUAUUCAUCCUUGCAGAAGAAUUGGUCUGUUAAUGGAUGAGAUCAUUGAUGAAAUAUGCAGCAGAUCAUAUUUCACACAUCAGCUAUCACACACUCCACCCCCCAGGCUUUACAUUUUCCACCUUUUCUCUACAUUCACCGUGAGAGAUUCUCAUUUUCAUCCAUCCUGAUCGUCCAUGUCCCCUUUUCUCUGAUCACUCAUUACCUUUAAGACAAAAGCCCCUUUUAGAGGCGGCCCCAGCAGGUGAAUAAACUCCACUCUUCUCUCAGAGGACAAAACAGCCUGAAGGUCCAGCUUGGCUUAAUAAGGCCACUGUCGCUGUCAGGAGGAGCCAUUCCUGCUGCUGCUGCUGCUGCAUGGAGCAUUAUCCUAAUUAAUCUUUAGAGGGGUUAUUGCAUCUGCAUGAUAUCACAUUGCCUUUUUUUCUCAAUGAGAUUAGCAGAUUUAACAUGCAUGGCUGGCAUUUGCUGCUCUUUAUUGUUUUGCCCCUUUCCUCUCUGUUGUCUUCCCUCACUUAUUAGGUAGUGAGAGUUUUAUCCAAUAGGACGUGUCGGCGUAAUUAGCUGUACCCUGGGGUUGUAUUAGCUCACACUCUGCCUAGCUCAGCUGGAUAAAAUCUGACACACUACUUUCUUUCUGUGCGUGCAUGCAUGUGUGCGUGCGUGUGUGUUAUUUCUAUACUCUCCUCUGUGUCUCCUCUGAGGCUUACUUCCUCUUCAGCAGAAUAGAGAUGUAACAGUCCAUGGUUUAAUAGUGAGACUAAUAUUUUCACGUCUUCAUACCUCUGCAUACUUUAAAUUUCUGUUUGUAUGUUCAAGUGCCUGCAUGCUUGGCCUUUGUGCCCACACAUAUUGAUGUGUUUGCAGUACACAGACAAGGACACAUGUGCACUUGAUAUGAAUUAUGAGGAGCCAUACACCCGACAGCAGUGCACUGCUUCAUGUCCAGAUCCAUCUCAGCCUGCUGUAGGAGUUACUGUAACCCUUUAGCUACCUCUGAUCAGAAAAAAAGCUAUUCAAUAAACCAUUUAGUGUGGCACAGCCUUUCCAAAACUUGAAAUCAAUAAUAGUGUACUAAUACAAAAUUCAAGCCCUCCCACAUUCAUUGACCCUUUGGUUGGGGAAAUUAUGUUUGAUAGCAUAAGACAGAACUUAGAGGAUUUGAGUACAGCAAUGUUAUACUCCUGCAUAAUUCAUGUGAAACAUUACAUAAUGCAUAAAUAAGUACAUGUUCAAGAGUUUACACCUUAUAAGAAAGGGUUUUAUCCUUAAGUGUGGAUUGUGGGGAUUUCUUUAAAGGGAAACUAAACAGUAAAACCAAGUAAUAAGUGCGCUGCACACUGUAGGAUCUUUCUCACCUCAAACACUUAAUAGAGAAGUUAGCCGAUGAUUAGACGCCCAUCAGGCUGGGGAGGACCCCAACAUGGCACAGAGAGGUCCUGUUCACCAUGAGGAAAUUCAUAUAAUACACCUCCAUACAGCUAACUAAACAUGAUCCUGUCCACCCUUAAAAUAUAAACAUAUGAUCACACAGGUGUUGAUUGAUUCUUGAAGUUAAAUCAACUAGCCAUGACAAACUGCCAAAACCAGAUUGUGAUGCAGUUUGUGUCUGUUUUCUUCAAUUUGCUAGAUCUCUUUUGCCAAGUCCAACGGUAUUCUUAUCAGCUAGCAUAUACAGGUAGAAUAAACUCAAAACCUGGUGAAUUUGAAACAUCAGCAUUUUUACUGAUGGCAUUUCUUCCAGAUGGUCUCCUUUUUCCUCCUUUUGAAGUCCAAUUUACUAGCCACGACAAACUGCCAAAGCCUUAUUUUGAUGCUGUUUGUGUCUGUUUUCUUCAAUCUGCUAGAUGUCUUUUCCAGAGUGCGUUGUAUUUUAACUUCCCUGAAGAAAUGUUAACAUUAACAUGUUAAGGAAUUAAUCAAAAUGACUUGCAUAGGAGAUUGUUACUGCAGUGAUACAAUACCAACUUACAAAUAAACAAAUCCUGGUUAUUGCAUGUGUCAGAUUCAGAACACGGCAUCAGAGAGGACACAAGAAAAAAACACAGAAGCAGUUUUUUCCCCAUGGUGCACUUCAAUGUCAACACGUUUCACUGUGUUUGUAGUUGUUGUGCAUAUCAAUCUGUGCCUCUUUGUUACAGCAUUAGCAACAGAAGCUAGUGCUCGUGGGGUUGCACUCAUGUAACUCGAUCCAUACGACACACUGACUGGGAUGCUAGUGCUAAUGUGGUGUGUGUGCGUGUGCAUGAAUGAGCCAAUCUACUGCACAGCUUUAUCUGAGAUCCUUCCAGCCGAGCGCACUCACAUGCCAUAUGUUUACAGGCCAACACGUGGUAAACAGGGUGCAACAAAGCAACAGUAUGGACAAAGCUAGAACACAAAUACUCCACAAAGACCACCUCAGUUGUUUUAUUUUGUAAAACACUUAAAUAACUGUGUUAAGCUCUAUGGUUUAAUCUCCAAAUAACACAUACGAUUGAGGAGUGCAAGAAUUUAAAAGCUUUUACAUACAAGGGCUUUGUAUCUUUAGAGUACUAUUGUAGUCUACGCUUGGUUUAAAGGGAUAUUCUGGCGUAAAAUUAACUAAGGGUCAAACACACCAUAACACCAAUUUUGACACCCCGUUGAGAGAUGAAUGUUGUCGACCGCUUGCUUCUCUGUUUAUACCAAGUUUAGUAACGACCGCACGAUAGCAAUACACAGGGGUCUGAGGAGCCAUAAACAAACCUCAACCAAAACGCCACUCUAUAGCCACAAAUAAAGCCACCAAAUAUCUUUUUAAUUUUGCCUAAUUUCUUUAGCAAAGAGGCUAAAAACAACUCACCCAUUCUCCUCCAGCAGCCGCUUGUUUGUAGCGAGACCUCGGGCCAGUCCAUUAAGGACUGCUGCGGGGUGAGGCAGCUCAAGGAAGAGCAUUUAUGUUUGGUGGCUAGUGCUAUGGCUUGGACCGUAUAUGUACUGUUGAUGAAGUGGUCGUUACUAAAGUUGGUAUAACUAGAGAAGCUAGUGGUUGGCAACAUUCAUCUCUCGAUGGGGUAUCUAACUCGGUGUUAUGGUGUGUUUGAGCCUAAAUUAAUUUUACGCCGGAAUAUCCCUUUAACUGCAAGACUAUUCCUGAGUUAUCUAAAUGCUGUCAAAGUUUCCAGACUUGUUUUACAGUUCAAAAAAUAUCUGAGUGCUGUUUCUGUCUUUUUGUCCCUCUUCACAGUUUGGAUCCAGCCUUCACUCCAUACUCCACUGAAGUAAAGAGGUCUUCAUUGGGACCCAUCUCACCAUGGACAGGAACAGGAAGUGGGUGCUGGGCUUUGGAGCUGUGCUAUUGAUCAUCUUGAGUCACAUGACCUCCGCGCUUGAGGUGCCGCUGGAUCGUAAGUAUUGAAUUUUGAAUAUCGCAAACUUUGAUUUGAAAUUCUGUAAUGUGAUAACUUUUAUACUUACCAUUCAAGACGAGACCAAACUUUGAUGGAAAUGCCCUAUAAUGCUUUUAUGUUAAAGGGUUUCAUUAACAUUACAAAUACAGUCCCUUUUGACCACUUCUAAGGCUUUAGAGUUGCAUAUAGAGCAGCGGUUUACUGGUUCUCUUGUGUUUCAGCUUUGCAUGUCUCAGCAUGGACUCAAGUUUGCAGUUUCAGCUAUGAGAUGCUAUAAAACUCUUUAAACCUUCUGUGUAACAUCCUGUGUAAAAUAAUGAAUUCUUCAACUACUUUUUUAGCACUUAAUGAGGCUGCCUGAUGAAACUUAGACCACUGAAGAAGUGACCAAUCACUAAGUCAUGUGCAAGCUCACUAAGAUGCUUAAAAGUACUUGAACAUUGAACUUUUUCACCUGAAUCUGUGGUUUACUCCUUGCAAAGACUAACACCUCUCCUUAACAUUCUAUCACUGUGGUACGGCGUGUAACGAUGGACAAAAAGCUAAAGUUCUGGAAGGAUGUAAGUUGCCACAAACACUGCUGUCACUUGAAGUGCUGCAGACCUUCUCCUCUUACCUGACUAAGUGUUGUUUGGAUUCUAGCAGUACUAGAAGUGCAUGCAGUAAUGUCAGCAGUGUGACUGUGUGGAGUGACUUGCUUGUUUUGGAGUGGCGCUUUGUUUAUUGUCACCUCAAAGACAGGUAAGCUGACAUCAGAUUAGACGUUGUAGUGGCUUUGUUUGCAGCUCCACACGGUGUGAAACUUGAUCGUCUAGUUUACGUGAACGCUUGCUGCAUGCCGCCUGCAUAUCCUUGAUUCUGUCAGUGUAAGUGUGCUGUUUUUACUCUUCAUUGUACACGUCUUAACCACCCUUCCAUUCAUGUUUCUCCAGUGCCCCAACCCCCCACUAUAACGCUACAGUCCCCAAAGGAUUACAUCUUUGAUCCGCGGGAGAACAUUGUCAUCCACUGUGAGGCCAAAGGGAAGCCUCAUCCCAGGUGAGAAGAGCCCUCCUCUCAUCACAAGGAUGAUACAGACGCACACUUUGUAUAUUUUACUGGUUACACUCCUGGUUAACAAAAGAACUGACAAAAACACGUGGCUUUGGUCAUAAAAUGAAGCAAACCCAUAUGUUUCCAUUAGUAGUGGAAUAAAAUCAGUUCUUUAACAGUUGAUGCUGAUAAUGGUAGAGCAGGUCUGCCAUUAGCUAAUAAACAGGUGCAUCUCAAAAAUGAUAAAAUGUCCAAAAAAUGUCAAUUCCCCCCCCCAUGAUACAAUUCAGAAAGUGAAACUUACAUUCUAAGUGAGACCUUUUUGCAUUCUGGAUUCAUUACACACGCAGUAAAAUAUUUCAAGACUUUUUUAGUUUGAGUCUUGGUGAUUACAGCUUAAAAAAUAAAAAUAAAAAAAGAAUCUCAAAACAUUAGAUUAUUACAAAACACCACCCCAAACAAAAAAGGAUUUAUGACACAAAAAAAUAUCUUCUUGAAAAUGAUGUUCAUUGUUGCUCUCAGUACUUGGUCAGGGCUCCUUUUGCUCAGUUACUCCAUAGAGGUAAUCAGUCUCUGUCUCUGCUGGAGUGUUAUUAAAGUCCAGGUUCCUUUUGUUUUCUACAAUCUUUUUAUUGAGAACAAGGUACAAAGAAACAGUGAUAUAAAGAGACGAUAUAUACAUGUAUAUAUAUAUAUAUAUGUAUAUGUGUGUGUGUGUGUGUGUGUGUGUACAUAUAUAUUUAGACUCUGAUUCAGAAGGAACUCGACUCUUAUUGUCCAUUUCUUGGCUCAUCUUUGUGUACUGGCUCUGAUGCUCUGACUCAGUCCUUGUGAAGCUCCUCUAAGUUCUUGACUCUGUUUGACAGUCCUCUCCAGGCUGUUUCUUGGUCUCCUCUUCCUCCUUCAUUUUUCCCUUCAGUCAACUUCCCAUGAUCUGCUUCCAUACAGCACUCUGUGAACAGCCAGACUUUUAAGCAAAGACCUUCUGUGGCUUGACCCCCUUUGUGGAGGGGGUCAGUGAUGGUCUUCUGGACAGUUGUCAAGCCAACAGUCUUCCUCAUGAGUGUGUGGACCUUUGCAGGUGUUCAGAGUUCAUUCGCUGGUUAGAGCCCCUUUUAGGACUGAAAGAACUAACAAGAAACUGGACUUUUCCACAAUAUUCUGAUGUUUUGAGAUACGUGUCAGAAACAACAUGUGGGUGAUUUCUAAAUGACUUCAAUUGUCCCAAUGAGUGAUUAGUCAGUCUACCUCUGGUUUCCAUACAGUGUUAUGGCUCUCUGUGUGAAAUUAUAGAUCUGCUUCUGAGGGGCAACUUAACCCUAGCAGUGUGGAAAUCACCAUAGCUACUGUCGUCAUGGUGACCACUUGAGAAACACCUGACAGAGUGAAUUAGACACAGUUUAGAUUUGCCACAUGGCCCUGAAUCAAACAAGUUAGCCAAACCCCUGCUAUGAAAUCAGUCAUCCACAUCAGCCAGCAUGAAACCACCACAGUUUACUGUUGUGCUUUUUGUUACCCAAUUGUAUGCUUCUCCAUUACUUCCAAUUUGAAAACAGAAGUAUUUAUAGUUCUUGUUGAUCCUAGCUUCUCCUGGACAAGAAAUGGGUCCCACUUCGAUGUGGAGAAGGACUCCAAAGUCUUGAUGAAGCCGGGAUCAGGGACUCUGGUCAUCGACAUCAGUGGAGAAAAGGCGGAGGCCUAUGAGGGAACAUACCAGUGUACGGCACACAAUGAGCAUGGCACAGCUGUAUCCAACAGCAUUGUCAUCAGACAGUCCAGUAAGACUUUAGAUUUCCUCAUUUCUGUUGGUUUCUGAAAUCACAUUUUUUUCCCAUUUCAGAAUGUACACUUUAGUCAUUCACAAUAUAAUAAUUUUACUUUUCAAGUUUCUUUUGGGACUCCCGAAACUAAGAAAAAAAACAAAAAAACUGAAUUAAAAAAAAUAUGUGUCAACAGUCAUAAUACACACUAUUUUUUGAGGCCUGCAGUUUCCUUGUUUGAUGUUUGCGACUCGCAGGGUCCCCCUUGUGGUCAAAGGAGAGAAAUGAGGUCCUUGUGGUGCAGAUGGGGGUCCCCCUGGUGCUGCAGUGCCGACCUCCUGCAGGGCUGCCUCCACCUGUCAUCUUCUGGAUGGAUAACAGUGAGUCAUUUGCAUUUAAACCUAUCUGCAUGGAAUAAUUGAUUUUUGGAUAAAAACAACCUUUUAUUGAUUUCUUUGUGUUCAUGCCUGACUCUCUCUCUCUGUGCUGCAGAUUUCCAGAGGUUACCGCUGGAUAAACGAGUGUCCCAGGCUCUGAACGGAGACUUAUACUUUUCCAACGUUCUCCCUGAAGACAGCAGACCUGACUACAUCUGCUAUGCCCGAUUCCCGCACACACAAACUAUCCAGCAGAAACAGCCCAUUUCAGUCACUGUGCUGGACAGUAAGUUAUGACCUUUAAACAAAUUAAAAUUUUAAACCUUAACAGACAUUUUCAGAGUCAGUAGAAGCUUUUUAAUUUCAUAUUUUAAGAUGUUUUAUCAACAUUUUCCAUAUAGUUUGCUUUUGUGUUACCUUUGUUUCUAUGACUAUUGUACAUGCAAACCUGUCUGAGCAUAACAUGUUUUUUUGCACAUUUUUCCCUCUAGUUCAAGAGCUCGAAUGGCAUUGUAGCACGAUUUAAUUUACUUUAGGUCAUCUCAGUGCUAAAAUGAUGUAGCUUUGCUGUUUAACUCAUUCUGUGUUUUAAAAAUGCAUUGUCCCAAAGCUGAUGUAUUUUUGAAAACACUUUUAAAAAAGCAUUGUUUUCUGUUUUGUUUCCUUGUUUUGCAUGCUUAUUAUUUUCUAUUUCAGUGGAAACAUUGAAUGAGACUCUGGCUGCUAUGUACAAUGUCACUGAUUUCUAUAGUGGUGAGUGCUGCUGGUUUAUAUCCCACUCAGCCCCCUCAGUGUGAACUGAAUCCUGUUUCCACUCCCUGACCCAACCAAACCUGAUGCCACUCACCUUUGACCGGCCUAAAUCUCCCCCUCAGUAACACACUUGUCCUUCAGAUUUCCUUAAUUUUAUCCUCCAAGGGUUUCCUUUAUGCAAUUGAAGGUUCUAAAUGUGAUAUUUGUUGACAUGAAUGAAAAUAACUCGGUCAUACUGCAUGAUAAGAAGCGAGUAAAUGGCAGACAGUAGUAUCUGUGAUCUCCCCUGUAUGCAGAUAACACAUAAAAGCCUUUAAGCAACCCUCAGAGCAUGCAUAUUAUUAAAUGUCAGCUAACUGCAUCUUCCAACUGCAUCUUCCUUGCAAUCAAACAGUAGACACUUACUAACUCAGACUGAUUGAAUCAUCUGCUUAAUCAAGCUCAUCCCCGGUGAUCAUCCAUGAUUGCCACAUAAAAAGCAUAGGGCAACAUCUCAGUUUUAUCAAACGGCACUGGGCCUCAUUCUCCGCCAAUAUGUUAUCAAGUUUCAUGGAGUAGAACUGUUCAGACAUGUACCUAAAUUGAUUUCCUGACAAGACUGCAUGGCACUGUGCACAUGCAGAUAUGACACAAGACUGCGAAGGAGGAAAUUUAGAAACAUGCAAUCUAAACUAGCCCUUUAAUGCCUUUUGUAUCAUAUUUGAUACAUACUUUUAUGAUACUUCUAUCAAAUCAAUAUGAUCAACAAAUUACAAAAAAAAAAUACCUGAAUACAGUCCGAUAAAUAGUAAAAAUGUCCUCUUGUGGUUUAUUAGUUUCCAAAAACAUCAAAUGUAUCAAACAAGAUAAAUAUAUAUUUGUUCAAUUUUAAGGACAUUUAGAUUUCUUUUAGUUUUCAGUAGUAAGUGAAAUUAACAUUUCAGCUUAAAAAAAAUCAAAUUUUCUGGCCAUAAUUUGUGGUUUCAGGCAAAAAGGGUGAGAAAAAAUGAACCCUAAAUGUUAGAAAUACUAGAGAUCCAUGUGGAUCCUGUGUCGGCUGUUUCUUCAGCUGAUUCGCUGACACCUACCCCUCACUACUAGUGUCAGACAACAUAAAUUACUAUUCAAAAAUCAUUUUUCUUUUCACCUGUUGUCUCUUUUGUUCCUUAAUAUUAUGAAGAAAACUCAAUAAUAGAUUCAUCGAUAUCAGAAAUUCUUCAGUGGAGCUUCUGCACCCCUGUCUUAUGACUAUAAUAGAAACAAAUAGCACACACUGCGUUGUAUAGGCCAUGGCUCAAUCCUUUACAACCCCUUCCUCCUAUUUUUACCAAUAAAUUAGAAAUCGAGACCAGCCCUCGUGUUUCAUCCGUCUCCUUUGAGGGUUUUUGUUUGGCCCUUCAUAUCACAUGUUGCCGCUUGCUUCUUAAACACUUGUGUUCUCACAUGUUCAGACACCCCAGAGGGAGAGCGUCGCCCUGGUUUCAUGCUGCCUGUUGGAGCCACCAGCACCAAGAUGGUUCUGAGAGGGGAGACUCUGGAGCUGGAGUGCAUCGCUGAGGGCUUGUAAGUAGGCGCGUAUAGAAAGUUAGUAAAAAAUGCAGAAACAGCCUGAAAACAGACACCCUCUUGUGUUUGUUUCUGUAAUAGGCCCACCCCAGAGAUCUCCUGGCAGAAGGAUGGAGGGGAGCUUCCGAGCACCAGGACGUCUUUUCAUAACUUCAACAAAAUGCUUAAAAUUUCUGAUGUGAAUGAGAAUGAUGGUGGAGAAUACCGCUGUACAGCUAUGAACAAUUUGGGCACUGCUCACCACAUCAUCAAGGUCACAGUCAAAGGUAUGGUAUGACUGAACAUGAGACUGAACAUUUCAAUUUAUAGUCAAGUAAAAACAGUCUACUCGUGUUAUAAUUCACACUGAACUGAACAUCACCAUGACAGGUAAUGUUAGACACAAUGAAUGGGAGCUCUACAGGAGUUUCAACACAGUUAUAUUUGUACUCAUUCAUCUCUCCUUAUAAGAAAUUUUCAAUUGACAUGUCUUUAAACAUGAAGAAGUCAAAUGUAACUAUUUUAACAUUGUAAAAAACAAAGCACUGUCAAAGUGACCUCAAAAAUCCUGCACUUAUUUGUAUUUUUCAUCCACAGCGGCUCCUUUCUGGAUCAGCGCUCCCAGGAACCUGAUCCUCGCCCCAAAUGAGACAGGCAUCUUGACAUGUCGAGUCAGCGGAGAACCCAAACCAAAGAUCACCUGGUUUGUCAAUGGAGUCUCCAUAGAGAGUGAGUGAAAUGAUAUUAGGUUUUUCUCAAAUGUUAGACAGAACCAAGUUAAAGAAAUAUUCAGAGUUGGUCAGAACUCAACAAGCAAUUCUGUACAUUUUACUGUACCGUUUUUUUGUAAUAGAUGCACCAGAGGACCACAGUCGAAAAGUGGAAGGAGACACUGUGAUUCUCAGCAAUGUACAGUCAGGAUCAAGUGCUGUCUAUCAGUGCAAUGCAUCCAACGAGUUUGGUUACCUGUUAGCGAACGCUUUUGUCAAUGUUCUUGGUGAGUGAAACCAUUGCAUUGAAUUUUUACAUUUGAUAUGCCAAAGUUUUAAAAAAUGUGAAUACACUGAUCAGUUUGUGUGACUAUUGAGAUGUUGUGUGUCUUCCUACAGCUGAGCCACCAAGGGUGCUCACACCACCCAACAGAGUGUACCAGGUCAUCACCAACAACCCUGCAUUACUUCACUGUGCCUCCUUUGGCUCCCCAAUACCAAUCAUCACAUGGUGAGGUCCAGAUUUUGGAUCGUUUCUUGGAUCAUAUCGGACAAAGAUUUAAAACACAUCUGAUUAAUGCAUCUGCAAAACUGUAUGAAAAUUGAGGUCCUAGCCUGCACUGAAACCUGGAUCCACCCAGAAAACACCAGCUGCAACCCUACAUUUUCUGUCAACAUUCUUGUGUCCACAGUCUCAAAUCUGGUCUCUGAGUUCAUGCACAACAAUGACCUAUUUGAUCCAAAUCAGUCUGGCUUUUGACAGGGCUACCCUAUUAAAACUGCUCCUCUAUAAUGAAGCAGCUGUGAUUGGCUAGAACUGUUCUAACUUGUAUUGCCGCAAGAACUAUUAGCAGCCUUUGGCACAGUGAACCACCAAUUCCUCCUCUCCACACUCACUGAACUUGGUAUCUGUGGAUCUGCCCUUUGUUAGUUUCCUACCUCACAGGGAGAUCUUUUGUAGAAGAGGAGAGUCUGAACAACACUGCUUAACAGGGGUGCCUCAAGAGUCAGUGCUUGGACCCCUCCUUUUCUCUGUAUGCACUCCCAUCAUUUCUUAUAUCACCGAGUCUCGGUCUAGAUUUUGUCAGGCCUGGCUGCUGUUGACCAACUAACCUUUACGAACUUUCAGAUGUACAUUUGGAAAAACAGUGUCUGAAAAUUUUAACACCUGCCAUCAGAAUAUUCAAUGAUGUUAUGGUCUUUCCCUGUUGCUGUGCAGGUUCAAAGACAGUCAAACCAGCAUUAAGAAUGGUGACCCAUAUGUGAUCCAUGAAAAUGGCACAUUAGAGAUCCAUGUGGCUCAGCCCUCCAACAGUGGGAAGUACACCUGCAUUGCCACCAACAACCUGGGGAUCAAGGAGAACCACGUGUACUUGGAGGUUAAAGGUCAGAUAAAGACCAGAAUAAACUAAAUGUCCUGACUAGAAGCUCAUAAGGAAAUUUUAUAUGGGGGCUAAUUUUUUUUUUUUUUUUCCAUCUUUAGAGCCAACCCGUAUCCUUAAGCAGCCAGAGUACAAGGUGGUUCAAAGAGGAAUGGGCGCCACAUUUGAGUGUAAAGUCAAACAUGACCCAUCCCUCAUUCCCACCAUGACCUGGCUCAAAGACAAUGGAGAGCUUCCUGAUGAUGAGAGGUACAGCACUUACGAUAUAAACCCCAAACAGCAUCUGUUCAAAUGUGAGGACGGUAAAAGCAGCAUGAUUGUGAUAUUCUUCCCUCAGGUUCAUCGUGGACACAGACAGUCUGACUAUAAAAGAUGUGACAGAUGGAGAUGAAGGCACUUACACCUGCAUCAUGAACACCACCCUGGACCAGGACUCAGCCAGUGCUAUGCUUACUGUCGUAGGUGGGUGUAUAGUUGAAUCUGGAGUUAAAAUGUUUUUGGUUAGAUAAGUAUGCAUUUUAGAUUUGUCAUUUUGAACUCUAAAAAACAGAAAAUUGAAAGGGCAAAAUAACAGUAAAAAAGAAAACUGAGAAAACUAUUGACAUAAGCCUCUUCUUUGGGACUGUACUCUACGUCACUCCAAGAAGAAGGCCAUCAAUGUCAUUUAAUAAUCAAAUAUUGGGUUUGCAUCUUCCUUAAAUUGAAGGAGUGGAUCCAAACUUUGUCAAAGUGCCUCAGUUUGUCUUAUGAGCCAAAUUUUCCCCAAAUGAAUUGGACCAUUUCUUCCAGCCACAGUUUUCACAGGAGCACCUUCUCAGAUCUGUUUCUUUGCUGUGAUUAGACUGCAGGGUAGCAGUUGUUGUUGACAUGUGUUAAUUAUCUUAUUCUGACGGUACAUAUUUAAUGACUCAGCUCUAUCCCAAUCUACAUCACCCUUUUAACCACAUUUAGUAUCUUUAACUGUCUCCUUACCACAGUAUUUUCCUGCCAAUGACAUUUCCAAACCUUUUACUGACAUCUAAUUUCUUCUAUUUUACUCUUGUUUCUUGCUGUCUCAGAGGCUACUCCUACUCCAGCUAUUGUCUACGGUAAACUUUGUCCAUAAAUCCGGAUUUAAAAGCUUUUUUUCCAGUCUUAUUUUUCAACUAAGUAGUUUCCAUUUCACCCUGGUUUUUAGUUGAUGUUGGUUUAGGUCUUUGUUUUUGCCAUAAACCAUGCUUUUAUUGUCCAUGUGCAGUAUUAUUGUAUUUUUUUAAAUGUCUGAAGUUACUUAUCCUUCACAUGUUUGAAUUACAUGACCUUUGCAUGUCAUUAGUUCACUCUCACAGGUGUUUCUGAUUAGACCUCUCUGCUGGUGCAGAGCAGGUGCAGCCUGACUGAUUACAGAGGGCUAAUCAGUCAGGAUUGGAAACACCUGGUGGAGCCUUCCCAAUCUUAAAAUGUUUGAUAGUGUUAAAAAAAAAGUCACUCAUGUGAUUAAACAGAAAACUAGACAAACUGCCCGUAGUUUAUCAUUAAAUAUUGGAGAACUUGUUUCUGAACCUUCGGGCACAAUCGAUUGUCUUUAGUUAAAGUUUAGAAACAUUAAAGUCAGUUAAAGACUCUUUGUUUUGGCAACUAUUUUACUACAGUUAUCCCAGAUAAAGCAUUCUGGACAGCUUUUUUCAAGUACAUGUCAGUCUUUUUCCGUUGAUUGAAUUAGCCAAGAAAACGUAAAUCCAGGUGUUUAAGGUUUAGCCACAGCUGUAUUUCUAGCAGAUACAGGAGUUUAAUUUCUUUGUUGGUUUUGGGCUUGUUUUUGUGUUUGCAGAGAAACCUGACCCUCCGACUGACCUGGAACUGACCGACCAGACAGAGAGAACCGUUCAGCUCACCUGGGUGUCAGGAGAUGAGCACAAUAGUCCCACACAAAGUAUGAAAUGCUGCAAUCUUAAACAUGAAACAUAAAAUCUGGCACUCUCACAUCCCCCAAAAAAUCCCACAUCUAAAGGCCAUAUGUACACAUGUAGCCGGGUAUUUUUAUAAAUGAAUAUCCAACCCCCUCAGUUUUAAAAAAAAGUCACAUACACACAUCAUUUCAAAUAAAAUACCAUCCACACAAAACCGCAAAAGUGUGCGCGGUUGUAAGCAUGCUAGACCUGGACUUGGGAGUCUAUCCAAUCAAAGCAAGCUACCCUUUCUCGUCAUCACUUCUCCAAACAUGAAACAUAGCACUGUGUAGUUUGUUCAUGUGGACCAACAAAGAGGUGGAAUUGCUUUUGUCCACUGCCUGACAUAAACAAAAGCACAUAUUAUAGGACGUUUAUCGAUUAGUUGUUGCAGACACUGACACAGGCCGAAACGUACAAAAAAAUAUUAAUUCUAGCAGAUACCCGGCUACAUGUGUACAUGGCCAUAGUCAGCUGCUUCUGUCAGUCAUGAACACAUCUUGACGAUAUUUUCAAUGUUUGAUAUAUCUGCUCCUGAAAUGAAGUCUCAAACUUUAUUUUCCCCUCUCAUCUUCUUUAGAGUUUCUGAUCCAAUAUGAGGAUCUUCUCCACCAGCCAGGAUUCUGGGUAAACCUCACAGAGGUUGCUGGUACGAGCACCACAGCACAGUUACGCCUCUCUCCAUACGUCUACUACUCCUUCAGAGUCCUGGCUCUCAAUCAUGUCGGUUACAGCGAGCCAAGCCAACCUUCAAGCCAAUAUCGGACCAACCCUGCAGGUGAUGAGCGUACCUUAAAAACACAAAGGUACCCCGACAUGUGAAAUAUUCAAAUAUAUUUAAGUUUUUUUUUUGUUGUUUUUUUGUAGCUCCUGAUGAAAAUCCUUCAAAUGUUCAGGGAUUAGGAACAGAAACUGGGAACAUCGUCAUCUCCUGGACAGUAAGAAAAACCUUUGACAGAUGAAAGCUCAUUUUUGACCUGUAGAGGAGUGUCUUUAAUUUCAGUGAGUGAAAAUGACAUUUCUCUGUACAGCCUUUGACAGGGUUUCAGUCUAAUGGGCCCAAUCUGGAGUACAAAGUGCAGUGGAGACAGAAGGAUGUGAAUGAGGACUGGGAGUCAAAGACGGUAGCCAAUGUUUCCCAGUUUGUCGUGACUGGAACUCCAACCUAUGCACCGUUUGAGAUCAAGGUCCAAGCUUUGAAUGAUUAUGGAAGUGGUCCAGAGCCUGAGGUUGUGAUCGGGUACUCUGGAGAGGACUGUAAGUGGAUCACAUAUCAGGGUUUGAUUGAAUGUUUGAAACCGCUGCGCUUGACGGCUGAACCGUAUCAUUUUUGAGAUUGUAAUUUUCACUGAACUCAUGUGGCAGGUUGGGUUAAGUCAUAUUCUUUUAUAUCAUGUUUACACAGGUUUUCAGUGGUAUGAGAGAAUGCCAAACUCUUGUUUUUUGGACUGAUUUGAGUCUUGCUCUUUUGUUUUUCUGCUCUCAAGUGCCCUCGUCUGCUCCGGAUAGUGUUCAGAUCAUGGUUCACAACAGCACUCUUGCAGAGGUUCACUGGGAGCCUGUACCUUUUACAUCCGUCAGAGGCAAACUGCAGGGAUACAAGGUACUUCUUUGAUAAAUGGUUAUUUCGAAAUCUUGUUUGUUUUAAUACUUGAAGGGGCACUGAUACCACUUGAUGACAAAAUGCAAACAAACGGUACAAGGAAUACAGACAAUGUUCCUAACUCUGUCAUGCAGUUUUUGCACCUACAGGUUAAACGUGGGUGAAAAACUAUCUAAUGUUAAUUUUGCUCUGCAGUUGAUUCCAAGACUGCAGCACCAAGCGACAAGCAAACUGUCAGAAAGCAUAGCCUGAUAAAUCAAGUAUUCUGAUUUUGAUGAUUCUGAUAAACUUACCAUGAGAUGUGAGAACACAUCCUCUCAGAAAGUUGUACCUCCAUCUUGGAAAUUUCAAAAUAAAGUUCAAAUCAAACAGCACUACAAUCUACCUUGUAGAUACAACCAAAACUAGAGAGUUAUCUUAUAAAAAUGAAACCAAGCAAGAACUCACAUUUAUGGACCUAUCCGAGGAAACGUAUUCGUCCUUUUUAAAGUGAAAACCCAGACAUCAUUGUGUUUUAUUUUGGUAGAGUGUGCUGUUGCUCCUACUUCCUUAGAGGUUGUCCAUCCAUGUGUUAACUCCUCAUUAGAUAAUCAAUAUCAGGUGAGAGGGUUUAUAAAGGUAGAGCUCACCUUUCGUCUGUAAAGUCUGAACUGAGGUGUUUGCUGCUGAAAUGAGAGGACGUUGAGUUGAGCUUGAUCCUAAAACUAGACCCUGAACAUGCUGAUUAAUUCAAACUCACAUGCAGAUAUUUAUUGCUUUGUUUGCACAGGCAUGAACCACAAAGCAAUAUCAAACUUUAAAAACACUAUUAAAAGAAGUUCUACCUCGGUAGUUCUGUAGGAACCUUCUCUGAGCAACUCUUAGCGAGAAGGGAACAGAAACUUGGUGUUUCGCUGUCAUUAGCUGCAUUUACAUGGGCUUUGGUCGGAAAAAAAAUGCAUCAUGUAAACAUCUCGAUCAGAAGAUUCUGAUACAAUUCAUCUCAAUCGGAAAGAAAUUGUGCUCCGAUCGAGAAUGGUGGUUUAUGACGAUCAUUAUUCGAAAUGCAUCCAUGUAAACGCUUUUUCCGAUUGUGACUCUCUUACCUGACUCGAUCUUCACUCUUUAGCCUUUGGCUCAUUUAUUGAGGUCAGUACUGGAGGUUUUAUUUUUAACACUUUGGCAUGAAACAUAACCACAGGUGCUGUCGUGUCUGCUCCUCCGGUAACAUAACAAGGCGUACAUACAGCGUAAUGAUGUCACAUCUUCACACACAGAGCAACCUUUGACAGAACAGUAGAAUAAGUACGCAAGGGCACCAUCACUUCAUUAACUCACUUUCACUGAUUUCUCCAAUGUCAGUGUCUUUUUACAGUUUUCCACUCUGCUUAGGAAACCCUUUGGUCUUUUAAAAGUGUCCUUAACUGCUAACAUUUUUUUACCUUGAGAACUCUCUUGAGGACUAAGGUGCUUUGUGAAAAACUCAGGAUCUACUUUACCUGGAAAUUUGUCUCUUAAAAAAGCGUUUUGUACAAAGCAGCUCGACAAAAUAAAGCUACUCGUGUUUCCUCUAGGUGUACUACCACCGUGAGCGAGGCUUGCAUGAGACCGAGGGCGAGACAGAGCAGCAGGAGGAGCAGGUUCUGACGUUCAGUGGGAACCGCAGUGAGGGGCGCUUGCCGGGCCUCCAGCCCUACAGUGUCUACAACCUCUCUAUCAGGGUCCUCAACAGCAAAGGAGAGGGACCCCCAAGUCAGAGCAAGAAAUUUGAGACACCUGAGGGAGGUGUGUGUGGCUGAUGUUCUUAGUUUCCUUUGAGAAGUUGAUCUGUUUUAUUGUAUGAGUUUGUUUUUUUACAUGCUGUGUUCCUGUAUAAACAUUUGCAGUAAAAGCCCCUUUAAGGAACUACCCUUUGAACUGACUGCAACCCACUCGAACUUAUCUAGUUUACACCCUGAAAAUCACACUCAAGCAUCAAGUUCAAUGUUCAAUCAUGUUUCAAUAAACGCUGAAUAGUACCACCGAUUUUGUGUUGCAACAUCUGAGUUUUACUCUGUUUUUGGCUUUCUUUUCAGUUCCUGGACCUCCUUCCUUCCUGAAAAUUAUGAAUCCCAGUUUGGACUCGGUCACUCUGAAAUGGGGCCCACCAGAAAAGAACAAUGGACGCCUUGCUGGAUACACACUGAAAUACCAACCAGGUAGACUUACAGUCUGAUGGGCUCCGUGAAGUAUCAUGUGACAUCUUUGCAAAGGGAAACUAUAAUAAGCAACUCCCAGUUCUCUGAUUUUACUUCUUUUCUGUCCUCUUUAGUCAACAACUCCAAUGAACUCGGACCAGUUCGAGUCAUGACGUUCCCCCCCAAUGAGACAUCCACCACCCUGGCCAACUUAAACUCCAGCAUGCGCUAUAAGUUUUACCUGAGUGCAAAGACAAUCAAGGGCUCUGGCCCGUCAAUCACAGAGGAGGCCUUCACUGUCAUGGACACUGGUGAGCUGUUCAGUUUUAUUUCGCUUCUUUUACAGCAAAUUACAAUCAAUCCCAAAAAAGACAAGCCCUUUACGUCAGGCAUUUUGGGAAACAAAUCACAGGUCUAUCGUCGGAUUCUGAUACUUGGAUCUCUUAGGAUCUUAAAAGCGUACAAAUAUGAGGUCCAGAUGCUUUCAGCGCCUUAUACCUUUUCUAUUUCUGUUUCUUUUUUUCCUCUUUGAAGCUCAUACUCAGCCUACCGUAGUGGCAGGCAAAGGUAACCGGAGUUGCCACUGGGAGCAGCUGCAUGUUCAUAUCAUCAGAUAUUAGAAACAUAAAACUAACUUAGGAUAGACAAUGUUCAUCCCUGCAUGUUACAAAGCUAGCAUGUGUAAAAGAAACAACAAACAAAAAAAAAACAGGGUUUACAUGUGACAAACUUCCAUGGCAUCUGCAAGCCGCCGUACCUGAGAGACAAGGAUGCACUGAAUGCAGCAUCAUUAACGAAACUGAAUUUUAACAGCUGUUUGCAGUAUACCUGCCAUGCUUUUACCCUCUCUUCUAAUGAAGCAGCUCUCAUUAGAAGCCACUCGCAUGAUACUUGUGAAUUCAUCAGUUUCUCCUCUAACUUGUCUUAUUCACCUGCUGAUGCUACAGUAGACAAGAAUGUAUGAACAAGUGGAAUAUAGUUUGAAUAAUAUGCAUGCUGCUUCACUCGGCAUGUCGGUAGCAAAACAAUGUAAGUCACUGUCUAUGCAGCGGGUAUCUGUGUUGUCUCACUUUUUUCCAUGUUCUUUCAGGCCUCACAGAGCCCCCUCACCCAACCUCCCCCAUCACUCAGUCUCCGCAUCCCCCUCUUCACAAGGGUACAAGCACUCCCUGUGUCCCCUUCUCCCUCCCCCUUGUAACUACACAUGAUCUGUCCUGCCGUGAAUAGUUCAUCUUAGCCUCUCAGAUAUUACGUUAUGAAUUGGAAACAAAAAUUUGAUCUUAUGCUAUCCCACUCUGUAAUUUGGCAAAUAAUUGGAAACUGAUUUCUGUGGGAUUUGUUUCAUUUAUUCUGGUGUAUUUUGACUUGUUUUAAGACAAAAGGCUCAAAUCUUUAAUGGAAAAAUAAAAAUAAAUAAAUGAAGUUAUAGAAACAAUUCAAAUCCAUAAGAGCCAUUAAAAGAAAUCAGGGAUUAGGAAAGAAGGCAGUAUAAAGAAAUUGGAUGGGAUUAAAAUAAAAAAUAGGCCAAUAAAGAGCAAUAAGAAAACUGUGAAAUUUAAAAGUAAGUCUCAAAGUGGGUUUUAAGUCAUUCACAUUAUGUUACUGAUGCAGUUUUACAUUUUUAAAGCAAUUAAGAAACAAAAACUGAGUUCCUUUCCACCUUUAAAUUUCAAAAGUUAAAGUAAAGCUUGUGUGUUUCUUUUUUAAAAAAAGGACAAUUUCUUACAACUCUGAUGAUUUUGUAGACAUAAAACUUUAACUGAGUGGACUAAAUUUAGCUGGUCAUGUUUAGCACCAGAUAUUGUGAGAUGUUGACUCGUAUUUAUGUGCUGUGAUGACUUGAGUAGGUCAGAUGGUUUUGUAAGUUUGAAAUGAAAACGUGUGAUUUUCUCUCUCCUGUGUGUUUAGCGCCGCCUGUAGGCCCUGCGUUUGGCACAGUUAACACGUCCGUAUCGGAGGAGGGUGCAGUGAUCAGUUGGGAUUACUUUGGACAUCAUAAGAAUGUUUAUGUGGAAUAUAGUGUAGAAAACAGUAAGGCUUUACUUUGUAUUUGCAGAGAUAAUCUUAAUAACACAUCAGCCACCAUUCAUACCAGUGUUUUCCUGAAGGACUUCCCUUUGUUAACCCCUCUCCAUUCACCACACCUGUUCCAGGUAAAGAGGACUGGAAAAAGGAGUUGGUAAACGGUUCACACUGGCAUAUGAUAAAAGGUUUAAAGCCGGGAACAUCUUAUAAGGUGCGGGUGGUAGCUAGAGACCCGGCUGACCCGACGGUCCACAAGACAGAUGAGGUGGUGGUUACUGUGCCAGGUGAGGCGGCAUGCCUCGGGAUGGAUGUCUUCACCUUUAAUUUAUUGUCUCGUUCCCAUCCCCAUGAUGUUGAUAGACAUUAAAAACGUAGAAUCAGACUUGAAUGUACUGUACAGUCUUUAGUUUGCUGGUUAGUGUACAAGCAUGAUGCCAGCAAACUGAUGUGAUGCAAGUCAAUAACAUCAUCUGUGUCAAUUAAAUCAUUAAUAAUUCAUGUUAAUUCAAUCCAUAAUGAGAUGUCCAGUGUUUUACAGUCCUGAGUUUUGAUUUUCUUUCCUUUUGUUGGUUGACAGCACCUUAACACUCAUCUCAAAUUAACCCUUUUUAAAUUUCAUUCCUCUGUUUACAGCUUGUCUUAAUGUCAGUGUUGUCCAGCAUGAAGAGUCCGACAUUUAAGCAGCCUGCGUUAUGUUUAAGACUCUCACACUCACUUUGUUUACCAUCUUUCUGCCUCCUCUUUCUAUCCGUAGCUGUACCCAGCCGACAGGUAGACAUCGCCACCCAGGGCUGGUUUAUCGGGCUGAUGUGUGCCAUCGCUCUGCUCAUCUUAGUCCUUCUCAUAGUGUGCUUUAUAAAGAGGAACAAGGGUGGAAAAUAUCCAGGUAAUCCAGAUAUUAACCUCGCAUACUGUAACUAAAGCAUGUGUCUCUGGAAACUCAUGAAAAAUGUGCUACCUGCAGUAAAAGAGAAAGAAGAUGCUCACCAAGACCCAGAAAUCCAGCCUAUGAAGGAGGAUGACGGGACAUUUGGGGAGUACAGGUAAGACUUGUGUUAAAGUCAGAAAAAUCAGGGCUGCAGCACACGUUUUUGAUUCAUUGUGUCCUGACUUGACUGUUUGUACGUAGAACAUUUGACCAGGCUGCGGAGACACUCUCCUCACCAGACUCCAUUACCAAACACUCCAUAGAGGCAAGGCGAAUAAGAACCUCACCUGUGUGUUGUAUCAACUCACUACAUACCCGCCACCUAAUCUUCAAAAGCUUAAUAUAACACUAAAUAUGUCCUUAUUAACAAGUAGUUUCAUCUCUGGCAUAAGCGAGUGUGUCCUAACUGUUGUAGAAACACGUAAAACAAAACCCAUCUAGGUUAUUUCAUCCCAUUGUUCACAUUUUUCAGCUGAUGUACCUCACAAAAAUGGGGACUGGACUUAAACUUGUAGGAAGGAAACAGGUCACAGUACUGCUAUAAGUUGAGAGAUGCAAGUGUCAGGGGUGGAUUCGGGGUUUAUCUUGGGGUGCCCCAGCCCCAGGAGCCCCCGCGCCCCACAAUUUGAUACUACACCCCAAAAUCAUAAACUGUCUUACUCCUCUUAUAAUCAACUUGCUGUUAGUAAAAGUGCUGUGUGAAGCUUUCUUUGUAAACCAGGACGCACAUUUUCAAUCAUGACUUUAAACAAUUGUUUCCUUUGAGUUCAUAAAGAUUUAAAGUUACUUUUCAGCUCACUAAUAUUAAUAUCUAAUAAGAUGAAUUAAAAGGUAGCCAAAUAUCAAAAUGAAUUAAAAAAAUGAAUAUUUUCUUAAUCAAAUAAUCCCUUCUUGGAGUAUACAGUUUUAUUUUAGUGAUACUUGACUUGUCCUAGUGGCCAAAAACUUUAGAGUUGACACAGCCACACAGAAAGUGUGCCUUUCUCUGGUCCCUCAGUACAAAAGCAUUAAGAUAGAUGGAAACAGACAGGAAGCAGAAGCCAGGGCAUGACCAGGAUUUUUAAUUGGGCACCUUUCUUCAGCAGUGUUAGGUGAAGUUAGGCCCAUGGUACCCUAGGCUCAAUAGUCAGCUCCAGCACCUCAAAACUGCACCCUUCCAUGCUGGUUCUCACCUCCAGCCAUACCCUUCCCACUAACAUAACAAAGAGAGGAGACAAAGUCAGAAAAGCAUGAAGACAGAUGCUAGAAAGAGGACAGGAUACCGUUUCAAUCUUACUGUGUUAGGCUGCACACCUUAUUGAGAUUCACUGACUCACUUUUAAAUCAGGUAGUUGCUUUGAAUGACUGACCUGUGUUUGGACUUAAUGUUGCCGUCAUUGUGCUUCAAAUGUUCCAUAUGCAUGCUUUGUUUUGUCUGUGUUUAAGAAAAGGAUGGACCUUCAUUGUGGCUUGUGAAUUGCUUUUCAUGUGUGCUUCCAUUCUUAUCUUUGUUUUGGCUUGUUUAGGUCUAUAGAGAGGUAAGAAAAGACAUGGUGAAAUUCAGCAUGCAUGCAACCCAUGACUCUGACUUUAGUGAAACUGAAAGCAAGAAGAAAGCACAUCGACUGAUCUGGUUAACAAUGUCAUCAUAAUCACUGGCAUAGACAACAUUGUAACACUUACAGCAGCAUCAAACACAGAUUUAACGAUAAAUUAGCUUUAACAUUUUAGCUCCUUUAGUUUGAUUUCUAUUAAUACAACUGCAUUGAGCCCACAAUAGAGUGGGGAUAAAUUAGAUCUGAUAGAUGAUCUCACAUCCUGUCGAUUUGAAUAGUUAGUCCUUUCAAAAUAAUGUGCAUACUGAUCUAUGGUAACAGGUUUGAUCUUUCUGUAUAAAAUGAUAAAUAUUGGUGCAUUUUUGAUCAUUGCAUGUAAACGAAGCAUUUUGGAUGAUUCGGUUGCAGAGAUUUUGUACAAAGGUAAAGUAUUGCAAGUAACUGAACAGCCUGCAUUUGCAAAAAUCCUCUUUUACAGUGGUCACCAACCCUUAAUCUAAACAGCACCAGUGUUUAAAUAGCACUAACAGUCAGAUAGUAUUUUAUAGUUUGUAUGCAGCUGAGCAUCUACACUGUACAAAAAGCAUAAGGUAUGAUGUUCCAGGUUGUCCAGUAUGAUACAAAAUAUCAUGAAAACAAAUACUGAGCAGUUGUGUAGGUGUGAUCUAAGUAUAACCUCAGCUGUAGAUGGUGUCAGGCCUUUAUUUAAAGCAGGCUUGUAUUUAUGGUGCACAUUUAUUUCUAAUGACCUCUGUUUGAUUAGUUAAACAGCUUCAGCAAAUUCAACCCUUUAUGCAUCAGUCAAACAAAAAAAAUAAUAAUCAGUUCAUUUAUUAUCAAGGCUUUUAUUUUGAAAAAUCCCAGCACCUUAGCAGCAAGUUUCAGCAUUGAAAAGUGAAGCCAUUGUAGCCUUAAAAAAACUGCAGUUCCUUGAGUGCCCACUUGAGGCUGCCUCCAAGGAAAAGCCAAAGAGUCAGUGGGCACAGGCUCUAAAACAGCAGUUCUUGUAGUGAUGGUGCCCACAACCUCACUUUGAAAGAACCUCUCAUGGGCAUGUUUCUUGGUUUGUGAAAGUUGACCCACUUUCGAUUUGUAGUGAAUGUUUAAAGUUUUUCAAUCUGUGCUCUACAUUUUCUGUGAAUAUAACUGCAACAAUUUGCUUCCAGCCUGUGGCCCCAAAUUUCCUGCUCUGUCUACUGACCGAUUCACUCUGAAUAAAGGCAAAUCACCUGAAAAUUAUUUAAUAGUUGUGUGGUGUAUGUUUGUACAGACCACAGCCAUUGUUGUUGACAAAGUCAAUAUCAGAUGGAGAAGUGACAUUGACAAGCACAGGGCUGUUCCACAACAUCACAUAUCUCAAACAGAGGGUGCUAGGUCAUUAUUAUGACAACAAUAAGGGGAAAGAGACUGUGUUUAAGUCCCCCUUAAAGCCUUUUUAUACCACAUUCACUCAUUCACUCCACACUCAUGUACUGAUGGUAGAAGCGUCCAUCAGUAUAAAUUAAUCCCUCUUACUCAGAUCCUGUUGAUUAUUCUCUGCCCCUGACUUUGUUUGACCAGCAGCUUCUGAUUCAGGGGGUACGCUACAUGUUUUUUGUACAGUGGAAAAGCCAGACUGCUCAUGUCAUGUGCUUGUGUAACAGCCUGCCCUCUUGAGUAACUCAAGGUUUCUGACCACUGAAAAAAAGAAAUCUCAGCUUUAUGAAUUUCCCCUCAUCGUUUUCCUUCCCUUCACAGUGACACGGAGGACCACAAGCCGUUAAAGGGCAGCCGGACGCCAUCCAAUGGGACAGUGCGCAGAGAUGAAAGUGACGACAGCCUGGUGGAUUAUGGGGAGGGCGGGGAUGGACAGUUUAAUGAAGACGGCUCCUUUAUCGGCCAGUACAGCGGCAAGAAAGAAAAAGACACACAUGAAGGCAACGAGAGUUCGGAGGCCCCGUCGCCUGUCAAUGCCAUGAACUCAUUUGUCUAACGGUGGGAGGCGGCCUGGCUGCGACAGUUGCUAUGGCCACUCCUUGUCACCCUGGCAAAUGUGACCAUGGGCGCCGCCUCGGUGGUGACAGUUGCUAAGGUGACAGUCGAUGUGGACGCCUUCCUCUAAACAUGGCGGCUGUCACUGAGACUGCUGACACCCUCAUCUUCAGUCCCCCUGUCACACUGUGACCUCUGAUCAACACACACUCAACAUGGAAAAGACUGACACCGCAUCCCCCAUGACCAUUAAAAGAAGGUGUUGUGGAAGGAGGGAUGUGAGGACUCUGAGGAGAGAGAAGGAGAGAGGAAGCAAUACAGAAAAGCUGAAGGAAUGUACCUGAAAGAGUUUUACCACUCAGACUGAGCAGAAGUGUGGCCAAGCGUGUGUGUUAGUGCCAUAAUAUCUUUGCAAACAUUCUGCUACAUGUAUCUGAAUAUAUAUUUUGUCUAAGUACAGUACACCACCUGCAGGCUGGCCAAUAUGCAUCCAAUCCCACUCAUCUGCAUGGAAAAAAAAAUCAUGGUCCUAUUAUGCAUUUUAUCAUCCUUGUGUAAGCUGUUGCAGAGGUGAGCUGCGUGUCAGGACUGUAUAUGGUGCACGCCUGGAUAUGUCUCAUUGUUUUUCAUUUUUUUCGGUCAAAGUGUUGAACGGUGUAUGAUAUGAAGAGAAAAAAAACAGCAGCAGUCUCUUUGUGGACACUGCUGUGAAAAUGCGUGACAUAUAUUAGAAGGUAGCGUUUGUCUUUUUGAGACAGAUGAACUGUUUGUACAUAUGUAAUAGAAAAAUAAGAGAUCUAUAUUCUAAGGUCAGGGAUGUCCGUUUGUAGUCUUUGGAGACCUGGCCAGAAACACUUUGAACUCUGCUUUGAGUCACUCCUAACCACACCAGCCAGCCAGAACUCCUACAUCUUCUCCACGUCGGCCUGUUUCUGGUUUUCUCGAGCUUGCUCUUUCCUCUUUUUUCUUUCACAGUUUUGUUCCUUGAUAACAAUCCUAUGCUUGUUUUUCCUGAGCACUAACCAAACACAAGUGGAGGUGUGAUCCAUCUGCUGUCACUGUCGAGUGCUUUCAUUUCAAUUCCUGAGCCACUGUGCGAGGCUUUCCUUUCCUUUAUCACGCUGUUGUAGGAAUUUAAGGCUACCCAAAUGUUGUCUCGAAUAGCAUUUCCGCUUAUUUGCUAUGUAUUCUAGCAGGAAGGAGAGAAAAGAUGUUACGUUCCAGAACCUUUCAGCACGGUUUCUAGUGCCUUUGUAGAGGACAGUGACUCAGAUCCACAUAAAUACAUCCCUCCUCAUAGUCAGGACACACAUGAGCUCAGUGCAGACCAUCUAUAUCAUGUACAUAGUGCACUCAAAAUACUAUCACACUUACCCUGACAUCACUCUAAGGCUAUUUGAAAAUUCAAAACUACAUUAAAGUCAUAAAAAGGUCCGAAGGGUUCAGUUGAUGUUGAAAAGGUGAUUUCAUAAAGUCAGCUUAAGAAUAAACAAGCUGUAUGCCAUAGCGUUUUGUAAAUUUUAGCGAACUAUGUGGGAUAAUUAGCUUCGUUUAGCUUCUUAAAGUCUCCGAAAUAGCUUCAAAAAUAUUGAAAUUUAUUUUAAAAACUGACUUUUAAAAUGAGCUUUUCACAGUGGGGUUUUAUUUGAGGGGAACUUUACAGCUGGAUUGUUAUGGCUUUGUUGACAAUCAUACACUCAUAUGUACAGGCAUACAAACAGACUACCAAAUCAUACCAUCCAGUCAAGAAUCAGAGGCAGAUGAAAUUAACGGUAAACCUGGUUAGAGCAUGAGUGCUUCAUGAGAUGUCUUCAUGUCACACCCAUUCACACUGAGGAGGAGCCGCUGCUCAGCAGCACCAACUACUGCCAACCUGCUCACCAGGUAACUGCCAACAGGAACCAGAUUCACCAUCUGGCGCAGACUCUUAUCAGGGCGGGACUUUCUGUUAUAGGUAGCACUUAGAAAUAAAAGGGUCGCAAAUCUGCGUGAUGAUACUGAAUGUGGAAACAAGUGUUAUCUGUUAAUGUGAAUGAAAAUACAAACUGCUUGUUUCACUAAAAAACUGUCAACACACUGGUGACUUUUGGUUUAUGCAUUUAACCUCCUGUCUGUGAAUGUCAGGGCAGCACUCUGUGAGUUUUUCUAUUACUGUAAAUGAAUGAAGCUUGUGUGAGAAUGCUUGGGUGCAUGAGCCUGUGUGUAAGUGCGUGCGUGUGUGUGAGAGUGUGUGUGUGUGAAGCACAUGCAUGCUAUCGUGUUACAGUGUGUGUGGUGUAUACUUUCGCUUCAGUUUCCAUGGAUAACAGUCUAUGAGUCUGAUGUGUGUCCAGCAGUCAACUCUUACUCCCAGCAGGAGAUACAAGACUUUUCUUUCCUUUUUUUUUUUUUCUUUUUCAGGAAACAUUUCCACAUCUUACUUUUUAUCAUAACUUGCAUCAAGUUUUGAGGUUCAUGAUGCGUCAGCUUUUCACAUGUAGAUAUUUUUGUUGUAUUUUGUAAAUAACGGCUUGGAUUGAGCGUAGACUGGUUGAGAUCAGAGGUGAGAGCUCGGCCUCAAUCUACCCUGCUGCUUUAUGGGUAGGAGGGUAAAACUGGUGUUGCUUGAGAUGAGACUAUUUACAGUUUUCACUCUUUCAUUUGCUGUGAAAUUCUCCCUUUCUUUUUUUGUUUGAACUUGUCAGGUGAAUUUGCUAGCUCAAACGUUUAGCCUAUCAGGUAUCAAAGGAGAUUAUUUAACUUGUGACUGAGCUCUUGUGACACCUGUAAUGUUUCUGUCUCUGACAGUUCACGCACCUUUUCUGUAUUUUUUAUAAAAAGAUGCACACUCAAACAGGAGGAACCAUUUCAAAUACAUCUUGCUUCUAGUUUUCAACCACAUCUGGUGUGUGAAAUGAAGUCCUAAACUAGACAUAAGAUGAGACUGACAUCCUUUUUAAGAAUGUGCAUCAACAAAACUAAACAAAACAGUAAUUUGGAGCAUACACAAGGAUGGCCGGCCCGGACAGUUAAACAGACUGGCGCAUUGGAGUGUGAAUACCCUGGAAACAAUGUUCUGGUGAAUAUACAGUAGGCUUUACAGUAUAUGAUAUGAUAUAAUAUGACAUUCUGGUUAAUGUUGAAGUUAUGAGAAGCAUGAACGGCUGUCAAAAUGGUUUACCCUACAAUAUAAUAUUGCAAAAUAUUUUGUAUUUUAAAUGAAGUUUAAAAAAUGAAAUAAAUGUUGGUUUCAGGAUUUCACUU
Messenger RNA from Xyrichtys novacula (pearly razorfish), 67820 nucleotides. The record is from the annotation of a GenBank genome assembly. Lineage: Eukaryota; Metazoa; Chordata; Actinopteri; Labriformes; Labridae.